AUGGCAUCAUUUGAUUUCGUCAGAGACAAAUUAACUGAGUGGAACCACAGUGACUUGAUUCAGAGGUUUGAAGGUGAAGAUAUUUGUGAUGUAUUAUUAUACAUUGUAUAAUACAUUCUGUAAUAAUACAAUUAUUUAUUUGAUUAAAAUAAUAUAUGUAUUGUACAUUGUAUUAUUAUACAUUAAAAGUAAAGAUAUCACCUCAAUUGUAAACAUGUAUGUUUAUUUGUUAAUUUGAUACAGUCAUUCUUAUUGUCUGAUAUUAAUAUGCCUAAAAUGUAUAUUUCCUGAUUUUCAGAUGAAGAAAUUGAUGAAGAAGGUUUCCUCUCCCUUGAGGAGACUGACCUCAUCAACUUGAUCCCAAAAACAGGACCAAGGUCUAGAUUUAGAAAAAAAUACAACACAUUUCUGAAGGUACUUUACAAACUAGGUGUACAAUAACUACUGUUACACAGAGUGACUGGGUAUGGUCUAUAUUUAUCAGUACUGCAUCAGUAGUGCAGAAUAAACUGUUUGCAUUUAGUUCUCAGCUGUGACAUUUCUAACAUGUCCACUGUACUGGCAUAUUUUUUACAGUUUACAAAUGUCUUAGCAUAACAGGAGAUUUAGUGUUACCCAUGUAGGAUCUUAAUUUGAGUCAGUUUGCUACAGCAUGAAAAUAAUCCUGCAGCAACAGGAAAUGUGAAUUAUUAUGUGCAUUAUAAUUAAUGGACAUUUUUGUAGAGUUUGAUACAUUUUUCGAAAGGGAAAAUCAAGUGUGAAAUUUCAAAGUGUAAAUUAUACAUUUAAGGAGCCUUUUUAAACCUCAAAUACACUACAAGUUUUAAAUGUCCUGCAUUGCAGCAACACAUACAUUUACGUCAUUUAGCAGACGCUCUUAUCCAGAGUGAUUUACAGUUAGUGCAUACACAUUUUGUAUUUUAUUUUUUAAUAAUUGUUUUCAUACUGGCCCCCCAUGGGAAUCGAACCCACAACCCUGGCGUUGCAAACACCAUGUUCUACCAACUGAGCUACAGCUAUAUAAUGUUAGCCUGUGUUCUAACUGCAGUCUGAAAUGUUAUUGUACCUUUCUUGUUCUUUGCUUUACAACUGAGAGUAGCAUGACCACAUUUAAAAUACCCAAAUGCGGGACAAAAGGAUGAUUUUGCGGGGCAUUCGAGUGACAGUGUAGCCUACAUGUAGCUGCACCGAAUGAGCUAAUUGAAGCGCGCCUAUAGGCUACUCCUUUGCCUCGCGCAAAAUUUGGUCAUGCAGAAACGAGAGACCAAAUGUGUGUAUAUUUUAUGAAAAUCUAGGAAUACUUGGCCAAGGAAACAUUGCUGGUUGGUCUCAGGGAAUGUAAAACAGUUAGGAAGGGAGACUUUGAAAACCGAUUGUGUGAAGUAGCAGCAAAUAUGUUAAAUGAGCUUAAUGAACAUAUAGAACCUUACAAGUUAGACAAAAUCAACAAUUAUCUUUUCAGUUUACAUACUUUUGUAGCUCUUCGUCAGAAGCAUGCUUUUUUAACUCCAAGUUUUGGUGGAAUUUAGACCAAAAGGAUUAGACAAAUGUGAUUGGUUGAAGAUAUGACAUUGGCCUUGCGCUGCGCAGAAUAUCAGAUCUCAACAACUGUUGGAGAAGUGUUUAACAUCACCAGAACCACAUCCUUAUGAUAACUUGUCAAAAUCGAAACGUGACUGCAAACAGAGAUCAUGAUUUUUUGGUUGAGGAACGCGGGCCAAAAGGCCAAAAUGCAGAACUGUCCCGCACAAUCCGGGACAUGUGGUCACCCUAACUGAGACAUCUAAUGUUUUCUAACUGCAGAAACGGCAGCAAACCAAUGAUGACAAGAACAUUCAAGAGGCCACUUCUUUAUCAGCCUCCAAGAGCUCCUCAGGAAAUGUACCAUCUUUACCCUCCUCUAUAACCAUUUACAUGAAACCUCAGCCCUAAAGUACAAUUAAUUAACUAAACCAAAUGCAUCGUUUUUAAUUUAGAUAAGCAUACAGACCUUUAUAUUUGUCACCCCUAUAACCCAACAUGGUAUCUGUCCCCAGGUUACUGGUGAGAUGGUCAAUCAAGAGCCUUGUCAAAAGGCCAUAAAAACCCCCCUCAGAAAUGAACCUUCUAAAUGCUCAGAGACUAAAAGGUAAGCAACACAUCAUUCCUUUAUUCAUCACUGACUACAUAUAAUGUCCCGUUGGCGUGGACAAAAUGACAAUUGUUGUGACUCUUUCGCCAGGUCAAUGGAUAAACCCUUUGGUAAACCUGGAGGAAGUGUGCCCGUAACCGACACCUCUGGAGUGGGAGAAACAGUGUAUGACCAGGUGGGUAAAAACUAGAGCUCAUUUAUCUGUGGUCACAGCUAAGGCAGGGGUCAGUGGUGAUCCCAAGGCAUCACUUCUUGGAAUGUUUCAUGCCAUUUAACAGAGAUGUACUAUCAUACAUUAAGAUAUCAGUGCACUCCAGAGGGACUAAGUUAAUAACAAUCAAAUGCACUUAUUAAGCGCUUUAUAUUUCAGUCACUCUUAUGCAGAACAACUUACAGGGAGCAAAUAGGGUUAAGGUUCUCGCUCAAGGGCAAGUGCUUUUUCACCUAGUCGGCUUGGGGAUUCAAACCAGCAACCUUUCAGUUACUCACCCAAUGCUCUUAACCGCUAGGCUACCUGCCACUUUCUCAUAGUCGCAACACUAUACAACAUAGCCAACAUCUAAUCUAUAAACAACAUCAGUCAAAGGUAAUCAGUGAAAACAACAUACAGGAAGAGACCAAAAUUAUUAAAGAAAAUGCAUCUCAAACUAAAGCAAUUGUGCUUUUGUGGAAUGAUUCCUUUGUUAACCUGUUGAUUAUCUAUGUGUUUCUUCAGAGUGAACCCUCAACCAGUAAGAUACCCCCUCUUCAAGUGAAUAUCCCAGGUAAAAAGCACAGAUGUUUCAGAUUUACAUGUUCAGAAAAACAACGCAAAAAUACUAGUUUUAGAAGUUGACAACGAGAAACUUGUAAAGUGAUACUAUAUUUAUUUAUUUUCAAAAAAAUGUAAUACAAAUUACUCAGUUAAUCAUAAGUCAUACUAUUGAAUUAUGAGAGACACUUGCAAGUACCCUUUGUUCCAUGUACCAUAUGCAUAGAGUAAGUAGACAAUUUGAAAUAGUCCUCUGUAGCUCAAUUGGUAGAGCUUGGCGCUUGUAACACCAGGGUAGUGGGUUCGAUCCCCGGGACCACCCAUACGUAAAAAUGUAUGCACGCAUGACUGUAAGUCGCUUUGGAUAAAAGUGUCUGCUAAAUGGCAUAAUAUAUUAGAUUUUUUUCACCGACUGAUACAACUCAUUUGCAUCACAGCAUUGGCUAUAACGAGAUUGGAAGAUCUGUGACUGCUGUUGGAUGAUAUGUGUAUUAAUUAAUAAAAUACUUUCCAAUUGUUUCCAGGAAAAAGGAAAUCUGAUGAGACCCAUGCAAACAAACAAACAAAGAAACGACAAUGUGGUGCUGCUUCCAGAAUAACUGAAACAUUUGGUAUGUGGAUGGUGUUUAUAUGGACCACAAUAAUUUUAACCCUUUACACUUGUGGGAAUUGACCUAUAUGGAUAGGGCUUAAUUGAAUGUUCUUACAGAAGAAAUAUGGAAAGCAUACGCAUAACUAUGGUAGCAAUUAAAAGGGAACAGUUAGGAGAUUAUGGGAAAAUUAUUAGACUAAAGGUGAUGACACAACAGUACACCUGACACAUGACUGAAUUCAAACAUUAUACUGAUUGAUUUUAUGUGCAUUUUACAUUUGCUGUACUAUUUGCCGCAUUUGUUGAUAACAAAAUCGAAAAAAUAAUCUGGAUACAUUUAGUAACGUGAUAAGAAUAAUCUUGGAAAAUUUGGGGUAGGUGCAACAUAAGACAAAACAUUCUAAGGCUUUGAGUGAGAGGACUAACUGAUGUCUCCAAGUGGCCACACACCUCUCCAAAAUGUGCACAGUUCCUAAGUAAUUUCAAUGUACUUUUAUGACUGAAAGAAUAGUCUUCAACGAUAAGGUGCUUUUUUGAGCUCUACUAGCUGUUCCGUUGAGGAACUAGCGCAAGCACACUAGCAGUUUUUUCUGUGGAAAACAGCCCUUCAUCCCCUGAUCACACAAUUACUGAUGUUUACGCGUUCCAAAAACGGUCCAUUAUAAAUCGCAUUCUGGGUCAGGUCGGCAUCAUUUGAAAGCUUGUGCUAUUGCCAACAUGACUAGCUAAAUUAUAAAAUAUUAGGCUUUCACAAGGCCAUUCAGAGUAGACAUGGUUAUUUGAGUGGAGUACUCCUUUAACUCAACACAUGCUGUAAGUUAUUCUAACAUCCGCAUACAGCAAAAGGUUAUGUCAGUUUAUGAUAUAGCAGAUCUGAAUGCCACUCUACAUUCCUAAUUUUUUCCCUGUAAUAUAUUUUCCACCUUUAUAAACACGUUGUGUUUAACUCUGCCAGAUAUUGAAACCAAGACAGAGGUGAAGAAGAUCAUGCAACGUGUCAAAAGCAAACUUGAUGAUCUGCCUUCUACAAAACUCAUUGACUUCCUCAGGUAUGCAUUUUUAAAUGUGGAGAGAAAACACAUGGAGAGAGACGCGUACAGGCCACCAAAUUGCUUUAAUUGUUUUCGUCUUUCAUUUCUAACAGAGGUCAAAUCCAAACGUUGGAGAAAGAAAAAAAAGAGAUAGUGGGUGUUUUUGGGAGGACUGGAGCUGGUAAGAGCUUCUUGAUUAACACCAUCUUGGGUGAAACGAAAUUGCUGCCCUCCGGAAACCAAGGGGCGUGCACCUCGGUCAUGAUUCAGGUGGAGGCCAAUAUGACAGACUCGGACUCAAAAUACAUCGCAGAGAUUGAGUUCAUGACAGAGGAGGUAACAGCAUCUGUUUCAUCUGCUUAUACCCUAAUCUCACAAUGUUUUGGAAGUGGUGUCAUGAUGAACAGUACAAUUAAUGAAAGGCUUCUUUGAAACAUAUCAAGGUAACUAAAUCUAAGAUCUGAAUCAUGGUCUGUCAUUGACCCAAUUAACACCUUGCAUUAAUUUAAAAGAAGAAGCAAUGAUACAAUAUAGCCUAACAUUGCUCGCAAACGUCACAGAUUUGAGGGGGGUUUUCUUGUUAGAUGCACUGGUCCUUUUAAAUUUCAAUUCCAGGUUGCACAUAAAAAUAUUUAAGGGCAUAUCCGGUUUGCUCUGCCCAUAUAGUCAUGCCAAGCAUAAGGAUGUCUUAAUGAGGGGCUGAACUCACUGACUUAGCCUCGUAUUUUCAACUGCUCAUUGAGAAACCAUGAGCGAGAGCUGUCUUGGGGGUGCAGUUGGAUGUGGGUGUGGUAUGUUCGCUAUAGCCUAUCGUUGUGUGUUCCUCUUUAGCCGCUGUAGUUGAACUAUCCCAAACAUACAUCAUACCAACCGCGUGAUGCAGUAUGACAACUUAAACAUGAUUGGUCAAGAAUCCCAAGCGCUGAGCGAAUUUCCUCCUUUCUAUGGUAUCUUUGAUGACUGUUGUGUUUGUGAUGCUAACGUUAGCUCACACAUGUGAGGAUGUUUGAAAUAACGAGGAAGUCUCGUUCUUUCAACAAAACAUUGACUACGAUGUAUGUCUAGUUCGUUGUCUCAUGUAAUGUCCAUCAAAUAAGUCCUGAGAUUCUGUGUGCUAAUGCCUCAAUUGGUUAGCUUUGUGGUCUGUACAGAAAAGGGCGGGUGGUAUGAUGAUUGAUGCUACGAUCGGGUCACUUGCAGCUGUGCUCCGAAUCAAUGAUUAUUUGGGUGCUGCCAGCCGUGGGCAGGGUUGAAAUCUAAACCCAACCCAAGGAAAACUGUUACGCACCCUUGAUUCCUUUCUCAAAUCUCAGUUUUGGAAGAUACUGACCUCAUGAGGAGGUGAAGUCACCGGCGAAAUGGCCGUGCGCUACACAGCGCUGAAGUUGCCUACCACCUGGUUUCACGUGGCAAUGUUCAUCUACAGACACAUUUUGGGCGGGAAAGAGGGAGCGAGCACAGAUUGUGCUAAUCAACGGCAUCUACACAUGAUGUGUGAAUUGCAGGCAAUUGCCACGCGCCAUGUGUUAGAUUUUAAAUGUUUAUAUUUUAGUUAUUUAGCAGACGCUCUUAUCCAGAGUGACUUACAUGAGCAAUUAGGGUUAAGUGCCUUGCUCAAGGGCAUAUGGGCAGAUUUCACCUAGUCAGUUCGGGGAUUCGGACCAGCAACCUUUUGGUUACUGGCCCAACCUCUUAACUGCUAGGCUACCACCCAGCCCACUAGAUAGAAGCAAUCAGCCAUUAGUCAAAAAUAUGACAAAAAUUAAGAAUACGACUGCUGAAGCAAGUCACAUUAAUCAUCCUCUUCCAGAAUAGAGGAUACAGGGUGAUAGUAUGUUGCAGAUAGUAAGCCAGCAGGGUUUGUGGAGCUGGUGAUGAGAAUGCAUACAUAUGUGGUUGCCAUAUGUAGGGGUGUACAUUUGUUAAUAGGUAAACAAAGGAGUUUGCUCCUCUCCUCAAUUGCUUCCUCCAGUGGAGUUAUGAUUAGGUGGAGUAUGCUCAGGUGUAUCCUACUUUUGAAAUCCGAUAGACGUCAGCCUCGGGAUUCCAUUUUUUUUGUUUACAUCACCAAAAAUCAAAACAUAUUGGACAAUUACAGUCAGUUUUUAAAUGUAUGUUAUCAUAUCGUGAGUAUAAGACUGUUUGGUGGAAUACUAUGACUCUGUUAGUUUUGUGAAUUAAUGUUCAACCUUCACUUUAAGUGUUGGUGUGGGCAAUCGGUGACGGCAGGAGAUUGGCGUAACGCUGGACUGUAGCCUCUUGGGCCAUGUGGCCAUUCCCACAUUUCUUGUGUGUAAAUCUUUAGUUUUGGCAUACCGCCUUUUGUUUCCUAUUUGUAUACUGGUCACCAUUUGGGUGGCUAGGUGGUUUCAUAACACAGGACUUAGCUUCAAAUGAAGAUUUAAGGAGAGAGUAUGUAUUACACAUUUGUAAUGGUUUAACAUUUUCUAUUAGGAAUGGAAAGAGGAGCUGUGGUCCAUCUUCAGAGACAGAUCUUAUGAGGAUGGAAAUGAAGACCAGGAAAGGGAUGACGACGACGAUGAAAAGAUAUCAGCUUUGUAUGGAAAAGAUGGACAUGGGGCAACCUUAGAAGAACUAAUGGACAGGAAGCACUUCAGAGAAAUUCCAGAGUUCCGUUUAUCAGUCAAGAAAAUAUUUCUAUGUGACACAGUAAGUUACUGUCAUGCUAGUUCACUUCUGUGAAGAUAGUGUGCUUUGGUGAAAAUCAUUUGUUAAAAAAUCAUUUUAGGAAGGCAACCACAUCUGAUUGGAAAUUAUAUUAAAUCAUGUAUUUAUUCCCUUACCAAAAAAACUGGCUUCUGGCAAACAGUUGUGGCAAACCUUUGUCCAAUUUGGCGCAAAUUUGCAGCAAGCUCAUAUUUUCACAUGCAGAUUAGUUUUGUGGUAAACUACUGCGGCAAACAAUUCUGGGAAACUUGUGGCAAAAUUCUACUGUUUGCUGCAAACACAGUAUAAAUAUGCUAAUUAGAUUUUUGGUUACUGUGUGUUAACAUUGAAAUGUUUUACCUACGUAAACCAAAUCACAUUUUACUUUAAAUUAAGUUGCUUCUCACAAAAAACUAAACAUACUAAAAUUACUAAAUGCAAUUUUUUAACAGAUAAAAAUAAAUCCAAUAAAACUUGAAGUCAGCAUGCUAAUGAAGAUAAGAGCAAAGACCAGAUAUUUCGCAAAUAAAUUGUUUAUUUAGUAUUUUUAUGUACAGUAGCUACACCAUCUACAGUGCCUUCGGAAAGUAUUCAGACCCCUUGACUUUUUCCAAAAUUUUUUGCGUUACAGCAUUAUUAUAACAUUUAUACAAAAAAAUUGUUUUUUCCCCAUCAAUCUACACACGAUUCCCUAUAAUGACAAAGGAAUACAUUUUUAAACAUUUUUUGCAAAUGUAUUACAAAUAAAAAACGGAAAUAUCACAUUUACAAAAGUAUUCAGACCCUUUACUCAGUACUUUGUUGAAGCACCUUUGUCAGCAAUUACAGCAUCGAGUCAUCUUGGAUAUGACGCUACAAGCUCGGCACACCUGUAUUUGGGGAGUUUCUCCCAUUCUUCUCUGCAGAUCCUCUCGAGCGCUGUCAGGUUGGAUGGGGAGCGUUGCUGCACAGCUAUUUUCAGAUCUCUCCAGAGAUGUUCAUCCGGGCUCUUGCUGGGCCACUCAAGGACAUCCAGAGACGUGUCUCGAAGCCAUUCCUGCGUUGUCUUGGCUUUGUGCUUAGGGUCGUUGUCCUGUUGGAAGGUGAACCUUUGCCCCAGUCUGAGGUCCUGAGCGCUCUGGAGCAGGUUUUCAUCAAAGAUCUCUCUGUACUUUGCAUUGUUCAUCUUUGACUCGAUCCUGACUAGUCUCCCAAUCCCUGCCGCUGAAAAACAUCCCCACAGAAUGAUGCUGCCACCACCUAGACACAAUCCUGUCUCGGAGCUCUACGGACAAUUCCUUUGACCUCAUGGCUUGGUUUUUGCUCUGACAUGCACUGUCAACUGUGGGACCUUAUAUAGACACGUGUGUGCCUUUCCAAAUCUAUAAAAUAAAUACCUUCUUUACAUAAGUAUUCAGACCUUUUGCUAUGAGACUCGAGCUCAGGUGCAUCCUGUUUCCAUUGAUAAUCUUUGAUGUUUCUACAACUUGAUUGGAGUCCACCUGUGGUACAUUCAAUUGAUUGGACAUGAUUUGGAAGCUCCGAGACAGGAUUGUGUCAAGGCACAGAUCUGGGGAAGGGUACCAACAAAUAUCUGCAGAAUUGAAGGUCCCCAAGAACACAGUGGCCUCAAUCAUUCUUCAAUGGAAGAAGUUUGGAACCACCAACUCUUCCAAGAGCUGGCCACCACGCCAAACUGAGCAAUCGGGGGAGAAGGGCCUUGGCCUGGGAGGUGACCAAGAACCCGAUGGUCACUCUGACAGAGAUCCUUGAUGAAAGGCUGGACUUGAACCCGAUCAAACAUCUCUGGAGAGACCUGAAAAUAUCUGUGCAGCGAUGCUCCCAAUCCAAUCUGAAAGAGCUUUAGAGGAUCGCAGAGAAGAAUGGGAGAAACUCCCCAAAUACAGGUGUGCCAAGCUUUUAGUUUCAUACCAAAGAACACUCGAGGUUUUAAUCGCGGCCAAAGGUGCUUCAACAAAGUACUCAAUAAAGUACUCAAUAAAGUGUCUGAAUACUUAUCUAAAUGUAAUAUUUCCGUUUUUGUAUUUUUAUAAAUUUGCAUUAUUUCUAAAAACCUUUUUUUGCUUUGUCAUUAGGGUAUUGUGUGUAGAUUGAUGAGGAAAAAAAUAAUGAAUCCAUUUUAGAAUAUGGCCGUAAAGUAACAAAAUGUGGAAAAAGUCAAGGGUUCUGAAUACUUUCCAAAUGCACUGUAUAAGGCUUGGCUUGAAGAAAAGCAACACAUUUGAGUUAUGCCUCAUCAUGUUAUUUUUCAAAAAUUAAUUAUUGUUAACUUCAUAUCAAAGCCAUGCAUGCAAGAAGCCUUGACCUGGUGCACACAUUUCUCUGUCCUCAGUUUGAUUGAAUGCCUCAAUCUGUCUAUUUGUCUUGUAACUGAUUGCUUCUAGAAAGAGAGAAGGAACAACACAUGCUCAAGAUGCGCUAGCUACUCGUUUAAAGCAAUUACAUUUACAUUUUAGUCAUUUAGCAGACGCUCUUAUCCAGAGCGACUUACAGUUAGUGAGUGCAUACAUUUUUCAUACUGCAGCAAUGAAAGACUUCAUUAUUACAAAGAAUGAAUGUAUGGGCUACAUUUAUGAGAAUACAUGCAUUUGCUUACGUUAUUGAGCUUGUCCCCAGCAAGAAAACCAAAAAUGUCACUCAAACAGAAGGGGUAACUAACAAAGAGUCACUUUCCAUCAACCAAAACAGGUAGGGUUUUAGGAGGGUUUCUGAAAGACACUCAUGGGGGUGUCCACUGAAAGUUGACUAGCAACAACAACUGGAACCCAAAAGACACCCACCAUGAGCGGCCCCUAUAUUUGCCAAAGAAGAGGCAAUCAAAAUAAAAAACCCAAACAUAAAGACAGGAAGCAAACCAAAAAGGUGGAGCAAAACAAACAAAUCAGGGAAAUCAAACAAAGGAAUAUUUUUCUAUAAAUCAAAUAGGAAGAGCCAACUAAAGGUGUUGACCCUACACAUCUCUCAACUCAACUGGAACACUGGGCCAGCAACUAUUAAAUAGCACCUGGGCCAGCACAGCUGAAACAUUUUCCCACUAAAGAUAUGGCAACCAGCACAGGUGUAACACAUACUGACUAACGAGGUGACACCAAUCAGUGCGCCUUACGCGCUGAAGUCCAACUUCAAAACAUUAAUGGAAAAACCAAAGCCUGUAACAAGCUUGAAGAUGAUACACUCAUUUAUCCCUCAACAAAAGUGUUAUGAGUGAGUGCACCACAAACAUCUUUCCAGGGUGUUGAUGAAUCCUCCUCCAACACCACAUAUAGGGGAAGGGUAUCCAUCUGCAAAAGUGAAGUCUUGCUUUGAUAUCAAGUCAGCUCAUAUUGUUGCUACCUUAGCUGUUGUGAUAGGUAACAUGCUAAUGAACAGUGACACUAUCAUUUUGACAUGCAAAUUGGUAUUAAAAGACAGCAACGUAUUCACCUACAAAUAUGUGUUUAGGCAUAUCAUUAGUUAGUUAGCUAGCUAUCACAUUAAUUGUGAAAAAAUAUAAUAGCCAACGUUUGCUAGCUAAGCGCUGGCCAGCUAGCUAAGCACUAGCCAGUCAGUGGCGCUGACAGUUUUUAAAACUGGUAUCAACAUAAUGUGUUUCACUCUAUCACAUAAAACAUGACAUUGCUAACUAGGCAUCAAUUAGCUAACACAAUUGUAAAGUUUAUUAGGAAGUUUAUGUUAAAGUUUAUUAGGAGUUUAAGUAAUAAGUUAGACACUCACCGGACAACUUUGGUAGGUAGCUAGCUAGAUAGCAUGAUUUCCAUUUUCCAACAGAUUUUACUAAUCCCCCUGAUUGGUCGUCAAUGGUUACUGGUCUUGGAACUCGUGUUCACCAGAAGCGGCUUCUAGUAAACUGUUUGCUGCUAGUGGGAAUAAAUAUUAUUGUGGCCAAAGGUUUGCCACAGACUCACCACUAGUGGCAAACAUUUGCAAACUUCUGGCAACAUUUUGAGGCACACUAUUUAGUUUGCAGCAAAUUUGCCACAAACUUGCUGGAUGUUUGCCGCAACAAAUUCACUUUUGAAAGUGAUUGCAGGAAAAAAUGGAACUACAUCUUUUAGGCUAUUUGAUCUUUGUCAAAGUGUUAUUUUGGAGAAAAUAACGUUGUUUUUUCAUCAAUGCAUGUAAUGAUGCUUUAUUACAAUUGCAGGCUGAAGAACUCUCUGAAAAGAUAACUUGUUACACAUGGAGUGACACACACAGUGAUACAUUUAAAAGACAGUAUUGGCCGCUUGUGAAGUGUAUAACCAUCAAGGUGCCAAACUCCAAAGACCUGCUGGAGCAUGUUGUGCUGGUUGAUCUUCCAGGCAAUGGAGACUGCAACAAGAGCAGAGAUGAGAUGUGGAAAUCGGUAAUUAUUUACAAUUCUUAUUGAUGAUCCCAUGUUCUGUUUAGAAUUGUAUUCAUGCAACUUCUAAUUUGGUUGGUGUUAGAUCAACAUCACAGGUACAGGGCCAAAUGGCUGGCUAUAUCUAUGUAUUUUAGUUUAUUUAUAUUUAUCUACAAUUGAUUAAACAUAUUUUAAGUUCUAAGUUAAUGUUACACUUCUUCAGUUUGUUGGAAACUGCUCUGCUGUGUGGAUUGUGAGCGACAUUGCAAGAACAACUUCAGAAAAGGAAUCUUGGGAGAUUUUAGACAGCACCGUGAGCCUGUUUGGACCUGGUGGAGAAUGUCGAAGCAUCAGUGUAAUCUGCACCAAGACAGACGACAUUGAGGAGAAUCAAAAGGCUGAUGCACGUACCUGUAUUUUGUGCAGAAAUGAAACAACCAAGAAGCAAGUGAGGGACAAAUUCAACAAACAUAAAGAAGUUAAGGUAAGUUACAUCUGACAUAAAGGAAUCUUCUGUGACUUGUCAACAUGCUCAUACUGUAUUUUGUAGUGGUGAAGAUUUAGGAAUUUCAUGGAAUUACAUGAGAGCAAGACUACAUUGAACACCAGAGCUUUUCAGACAUUUUUGUUGUCUAAUAUACAAAACAAACAACUGCGUAAUAAGUACAUAUUUUUAUUCAUAAUAAGGUAAGACAUUUAUUCUAAUUUGUCAGUCAUAUUCUUCAAAAUGUAUUUGAUUAUUUUAAAUUAGUUGAAGCACAACAGCUUGCAAUAGCACAAUGAAAAUAAAAAUUUUGAGCUUGCAAAAUGUCAGUGUGUGGACUUAAUUGAAUUGGCUGUCAUUGUCUCAUAAAAACCUUUCAGAAACACUUCAGUGGGGGAAAGGAUUUCCUUCAGGUGUUUACUGUGAGUUCCAAGGAAUACCAAAAGGAAAAGCAUUUGCAACAAGAAGAGACAGGUACGAUAACUGAACGUGUUUUUUGAUUCUACGACAUAGAGACAAUUGUGUCCUGUAUUUAUAUGCCUAUGCUUUUUUUGGGGAUUAUUUGUGUGUAUUAUAUUGUUGUAAACUGCUUUACAUAGCAACAAACUUCACUUAAGCAGCAUACCUAUUUCAAUAUGACCUGUCUUAUCUGGCAAAUUUAAACAUGCAAUAUGUCCUAGUCAAGAACAACUCCAAGUGUAACCUGGACCAUAUUAUAGUCAAUAAUGCAGGUUCAUGUUUUCUAUCAAAUAUUGUGGGUAAUGUGUAUACAUACAGCAUGCUAAGCUAUUCUCAUAGCAUCGAAGAACACUGACACCAACCAAAUGUAGAAAUAAAUCUCUUGUUUUUAACUUAUGUUUCAGAAAUACCUAAACUUCAGGAAUUUCUCAGAAAUCUCAACGAUCGUCGCACAAAGACUUCAGAUUAUGUUUCUGGAGCCUAUGGGAUACUCUCUCUGAUACAAGCAGCAAAAAGCAGCAACAUGGUAUUGUACUUUCAGCAGAACAAUAGUAUUUAUCUCAGUUAACAUACCCCUAACAUGUGAAUCAGUGUAUUAUAUUGAGUUUGGAUUUCAGACAGACAGCAAAGAAGAGGUGUGCCAGGUUCUGGAACAGAGGCUCAAGGAGGAGAUCAAGUCCAUUGGUCAAACUAUGGAUGAGGCUUAUGAGACUUUUGAACGAUGCCUCUCAGAAGGAGUUCAACAGUCUGAAGAAUCAUGCGAGCAAUUAAUGAACAAAGUGAUAGCACCAGUAAGCUAUUUUUAAAAAACUUUUUAAGAAUAGCCGCUUUUGCACUGUCACCCUACACUGAGUAUACCAAACAUUAGGAACACCUUUCUAAUAUUGAGUUGCACCCUGCCUCUUUUGCCCUCAGAACAGCCUCAAUUUAUCGGGGCAUGGACUCUACAAGGUGUCGAAAGCAUUUCACAGGGAUGCUGGCCCAUGUUGACUCCAAUGCUUCCCACAGUUUGCUUGAUGAAAAACCCAACAGCGUUGCAGUUUUUGACACAAACCGAUGCGCCUGGCACCUACAGUGGGGGAAAAAAGUAUUUAGUCAGCCACCAAUUGUGCAAGUUCUCCCACUUAAAAAGAUGAGAGAGGCCUGUAAUUUUCAUCAUAGGUACACGUCAACUAUGACAGACAAAUUGAGAAAAGAAAAUCCAGAAAAUCACAUUGUAGGAUUUUUUAUGAAUUUAUUUGCAAAUUAUGGUGAAAAAUAAGUAUUUGGUCAAUAACAAAAGUUUCUCAAUACUUUGUUAUAUACCCUUUGUUGGCAAUGACACAGUUCAAAUGUUUUCUGUAAGUCUUCACAAGGUUUUCACACACUGUUGCUGGUAUUUUGGCCCAUUCCUCCAUGCAGAUCUCCUCUAGAGCAGUGAUGUUUUGGGGCUGUCGCUGGGCAACACGGACUUUCAACUCCCUCCAAAGAUUUUCUAUGGGGUUGAGAUCUGGAGACUGGCUAGGCCACUCCAGGACCUUGAAAUGCUUCUUAAGAAGCCACUCCUUCGUUGCCCGGGCGGUGUGUUUGGGAUCAUUGUCAUGCUGAAAGACCCAGCCACGUUUCAUCUUCAAUGCCCUUGCUGAUUGAAGGAGGUUUUCACUCAAAAUCUCAUGAUACAUGGCCCCAUUCAUUCUUUCCUUUACACGGAUCAGUCGUCCUGGUCCCUUUGCAGAAAAACAGCCUCAAAGCAUGAUGUUUCCACCCCCAUGCUUCACAGUAGGUAUGGUGUUCUUUGGAUGCAACUCAGCAUUCUUUGUCCUCCAAACACGACGAGUUGAGUUUUUACCAAAAAGUUCUAUUUUGGUUUCAUCUGACCAUAUGACAUUCUCCCAAUCCUCUUCUGGAUCAUCCAAAUGCACUCUAGCAAACUUCAGACGGGCCUGGACAUGUACUGGCUUAAGCAGAGGGACACGUCUGGCACUGCAGGAUUUGAGUCCCUGGCGGCGUAGUGUGUUACUGAUGGUAGGCUUUGUUACUUUGGUCCCAGCUCUCUGCAGGUCAUUCACUAGGUCCCCCCGUGUGGUUCUGGGAUUUUUGCUCACCGUUCUUGUGAUCAUUUUGACCCCACAGGGUGAGAUCUUGCGUGGAGCCCCAGAUCGAGGGAGAUUAUCAGUGGUCUUGUAUGUCUUCCAUUUCCUAAUAAUUGCUCCCACAGUUGAUUUCUUCAAACCAAGCUGCUUACCUAUUGCAGAUUCAGUCUUCCCAGCCUGGUAUAGGUCUACAAUUUUGUUUCUGGUGUCCUUUGACAGCUCUUUGGUCUUGGCCAUAAUGGAGUUUGGAGUGUGACUGUUUGAGGUUGUGGACAGGUGUCUUUUAUAGGUGUCAGUUCAAACAGGUGCCAUUAAUACAGGUAACGAGUGGAGGACAGAGGAGCCUCUUAAAGAAGUUGUUACAGGUCUGUGAGAGCCAGAAAUCUUGCUUGUUUGUAGGUGACCAAAUACUUAUUUUCCACCAUAAUUUGCAAAUAAAUUCAUUAAAAAUCCUACAAUGUGAUUUUCUGGAUUUCUUUUCUCAAUUUAUCUGUCAUAGUUGACUUGUACCUAUGGUGAAAAUUACAGGCCUCUCAUCUUUUUAAGUGGGAGAACAUGCACAAUUGGUGGCUGACUAAAUACUUUUUUCCCCCACUGUAUAACCAUACCCUGUUCAAAGGCACUUAAUUGUUUGUCUUACCCAUUCACCCUUUGACUGGCACACAGAAUCCAUGUCUCAAUUGUCUCAAGGCUUAACAAUCCUUCUUUAACCUGUCUCCUCCCCUUCAUCUACAUUGAUUGAAGUGGAUUUAACAAGUGAGAUCAAUAAGGGAUGAUAGCUUUUAGGUGGAUUCACCUGGUCUGUCUGUCAUGGAAAGAGCAGGUGUUCUUAAUGUUUUGUAUAAUCAGUGUAUAUCCGUGUUAGCCAGUUUGUGCUAGCGCCAGAGAAGCUGAAAAUCAAGAGACUCAACCAGGACCCCAAAAGCGAUGUGAUUAUUUAUUGUAACUCAGGUUUGCGUGAGAUAGAUUCAGAAAAGUAAAUGGGAGAAUAAUCUUUCAUAGACAGACGCACGUGUGGGAUGAGACGACUAACGGGGAACUUUGUUCCGGUAAGCAGAGUUUUUGUCAUUGAUCAUUUGGACAAAUCAUGAUUUCGCAGGUGUUCUCAUCUUUCGAAUUUCGGAAGAGGAGGGUACAUUUGGCCAUAUACUUGCCAGUCACUUGCAUAAAAGGGGUGUGGAGCUACCAUCCUGCUUCCGCUCCUCGUUCUAGUAUCUUGUGGAACACGUCUGCCCCCAGAAUUUAAUCAAGCAUUGGACAGAACUAUGCAAGGUUUCCAAAAUUUCUUAAUUUAAUGGGAGAGGGAUAUUUACCAUCAAGCAAAUGCAACAAAUAUAUAUUCAGCAAAACAUGGACCUCUACUGCAUGUUUAUCAACCUCACCAAUACUUUUGACACUGUAAACAGGGAGGGGUUAUGGAAGACCUUCUGUGGUGGUGAUAUAUAUAUAUAUAUAUACACAGUGGGGAGAACAAGUAUUUGAUACACUGCCGACUUUGCAGGUUUUCCUGCUUACAAAGCAUGUAGAGGUCUGUAAUUUUUAUCAUAGGUACACUUCAACUGUGAGAGACGGAAUCUAAAACAAAAAUCCAGAAAAUCACAUUGUAUGAUUUUUAAAUAAUUAAUUUGGACCUUGAGAUGCUUCUUACGGAGCCACUCCUUAGUUGCCCUGGCUGUGUGUUUCGGGUCGUUGUCAUGCUGGAAGACCCAGCCACGACCCAUCUUCAAUGCUCUUACUGAGGGAAGGAGCUUGUUGGCCAAGAUCUCGCGAUACAUGGCCCCAUCCAUCCUCCCCUCAAUACGGUGCAGUCGUCCUGUCCGCUUUGCAGAAAAAAAUCCCCAAAGAAUGAUGUUUCCACCUCCAUGCUUCACUGUUGGGAUGGUGUUCUUGGGGUUGUACUCAUCCUUCUUCUUCCUCCAAACAAGACGAGUGGAGUUUAGACCAAAAAACUCAAUUUUUGUCUCAUCAGACCACAUGACCUUCUCCCAUUCCUCAUCUGGAUCAUCCAGAUGGUCAUUGGCAAACUUCAGACGGGCCUGGACAUGCGCUGGCUUGAGCAGGGGGACCUUGCGUGCGCUGCAGGAUUUUAAUCCAUGACAGCGUAGUGUGUUACUAAUGGUUUUCUUUGAGACUGUGGUCCCAGCUGUCUUCAGGUCAUUGACCAGGUCCUGCCGUGUAGUUCUGGGCUGAUCCCUCACCUUCCUCAUGAUCAUUGAUGCCCCACGAGGUGAGAACUUGCAUGGAGCCCCAGACCGAGGGUGAUUGACCGUCAUCUUGAACUUCUUCAAUUUUCUAACAAUUGCGCCAACAGUUGUUGCCUUCUCACCAAGCUGCUUGCCUAUUGUCCUGUAGCCCAUCCCAGGCUUGUGCAGGUCUACAAUUUUAUCCCUGAUGUCCUUACACAGCUCUCUGGUCUUGGCCAUUGUGGAGAGGUUGGAGUCUGUUUGAUUGAGUGUGUGGACAGGUGUCUUUUAAACAGGUAACGAGUUCAAACAGGUGCAGUUAAUACAGGUAAUGAGUGCAGAACAGCAGGGCUUCUUAAAGAAAAACUAACAGGUCUGUGAGAGACGGAAUUCUUACUGGUUGGUAGGUGAUCAAAUACUUAUGUCAUGCAAUAAAAUGCACAUUAAUUACUUAGAAAUCAUACAAUGUGAUUUUCUGGAUUUUUGUUUUAGUCUCUCACUGUUAAAGUGUACCUAUGAUACAAAUUACAGACCUCUACAUGCUUUGUAAGUAGGAAAACCUGCAAAAUCGGCAGUGUAUCAAAUACUUGUUCUCCCCACUGUACAUGAAGUUAUGAUGUACCAAGUCUCUCGAUUUUCAAAUUUCUCCAGCGAUAGCACGCAUUGGUUCGCACAAAUACAGUUGAAGUCGGAAGUUUACAUAAACUUAGGUUGGAGUCAUUAAAACUAGUUUUUCAACCACUCCACAAAUUUCUUGUUAACAAACUAUAGUUUUGGCAAGUUGGUUAGGACAUCUACGUUGUGCAUGACACAAGUAAUUUUUCCAACAAUUGUUUACAGACAGAUUAUUUCACCUAUAAUUCACUGUAUCACAACUCCAGUGGGUCAGAAGUUUACAUACACGAAGUUGACUGUGCCUUUAAACAGCUUGGAAAAUUCCAGAAAAUGAUGUCAUGGCUUUAGAAGCUUCUGAAAGGCUAAUUGACAUCACUUGAGUCAAUUGGAGGUGUACCUGUGGAUGUAUUUCAAGGCCUACCUUCGAACUCGGUGCCUCCACAAGUCUGGUUCAUCCUUGGGAGCAAUAUCCAAAUGCCUGAAGGUACCACGUUCAUCUGUACAAACAAUAGUAUGCAAUUAUACACACCAUGGAACCACGCAGCCAUCACACCGCUCAGGAAGGAGACGCGUUCUAUCUGAAUGAACGUACUUUGGUGCGAAAAGUGCAAAUCCCAGAACAACAGCAAAGGACCUUGUGAAGAUGCUGGAGGAAACCGGUACAAAAUUAUCUAUAUCCACAGUAAAACGAGUCCUAUAUCGACAUAACCUGAAAGGCCGGUCAACAAGGAAGAAGCCACUGCUCCAAAACCACCAUAAAAAAGCCAGACUACUUUGCAACUGCACAUGUGGACAGAGAUCGUACUUUUUGGAGAAAUGUCCUCUGGUCUGAUGACACAAAAAUAGAACUGUUUGGCCAUAAUGACCAUCGUUAUUUUUGGAGGAAAAGGGGGGACUUGCAAGCUGAAGAACACCUUCCCAACCGUGGUCCUCUGUAGCUCAGCUGGUAGAGCACGGCGCUUGUAACGCCAAGGUAGUAGGUUCGAUCCCCGGGACCACCCAUACACAAAAAUGUAUGCACGCAUGACUGUAAGUCGCUUUGGAUAAAAGCGUAUGCUAAAUGGCAUAUUAUAUUAUUAUUAUAUUAAGCAUGGGGGUGGCAGCAUCAUGCUGUGGGGGGGCUUUGCUGCAGAAGGGACUGGUGCACUUCAUAAAAUAGAUGGCAUCAUGAGGAAGGAAAAUUAUGUGGAUAUAUUGAAGCAAGACAUCAGUCAGGAAGUUAAAGCUUGGUCGCAAAUGGGUCUUCCAAAUGGACAAUGACCCCAAGCAUACUUCCAAAGUUGUGGCAAAAUUGCUUAAAGACAACAAAGUCAAGGUAUUUGUCACGAUCGUCUAUGAAGUAGGACCAAAGCGCAGCGUUGGUAGCGAACAUAUUUAUUAUUUAAACGUACACACGAACAAAACAACGAAAACGUGACGUCUAUGGUACAACAUGAAACCACACGAACAAAAUCCCACCAACACAAGGUGAACACAGACAGUUUAAAUAUGGCUCCCAAUCAGAGAUAACGAGCCGACAGCUGACACUCGUUACCUCCGAUUGGGAGUCAUUGACCAAAUAAGGGAAACACAAAACCAAUGACCACCCAACCAAAACAAAACACAACCAAAACGAACACACCCUGGCUCAAAAUACAAAGUCCCGGAGCCAGAGCGUGACAGUACCCCCCCCUAAAGGCGCGGACUGCGACCGCGCCUCAAAACCCCAAAUAGGGGAGGGCUGGGUGGGUGUUGCUCCUCGGAGGCGGCUCCGGCUCCAGGCUUGACCACCACCCUACUUCAAUCCCCGCAUAAUGGCCCCGAUCCGAUCUGACCCAGCUGGCUGGAUCAGGACUGACGACGCGCACCCCUGGCUUAGCGCGUGAGGCAGGAACGGACCGGACCUGGCUGACGAUACGCACCCUAGGCUUGGUGUGUAGAGCCGGAACGGACCUCACCAGGCUGACGACUCGCAUCCCUGGCUUGGUGCGAGUAGCAGGAAUGGGCUGGACCGGGCUGACGACUCGCACCCUUGGCUUGGUGCGAGUAGCAGGAACAGGCCGGACCAGGCUGACGACUCGCACCCUUGGCUUGGUGCGAGUAGCAGGAACGGGCUGGACCAGGCUGACGACUCGCACCCUUGUCUUGGUGCGAGUAGCAGGAACGGGCUGGGCUGGGCUGGCGACGCACACCGUAGGCUCUGUGCGUGGAGCAGGAACAUGCCGGGCCGGUCCGGCGACGCACACCGUAGGUUUCGUGCGUGGAGCAGGAACAGGCCGGGCCGGGCUGGCGACGCACACCGUAGGUUUUGUGCUUGGAGCAGGAACAGGCCGGGCUGGGCUGGCGACGCGCACCACAGACUCGGUGCAGAGCGCAGGAACGGGCCGGGCUGGGCUGUCGACGCACACCGUAGGUUUGGUGCGGGGAGCAGGAAUAGACCGGACCGUACUGGGGACACACACCAGUGGCUCUACACCGGGAUCUGGAACGGGCCGGACCGGACUGGCAACACCCGCCAGUACCUCUCGCCGUGCCUCUACUCCUUCCAUCCCCUCUUCUACCAGUGGCCCCCGUAACCUGGCGGCCUCCUCUGCAACCCCGCUGGACCGCUCCAUAGCGGCCUCCUGCUGCCCCGAUGUCGUGAGCCCCCCCCUAAAAAUUUUCUGGGGGUCUCUCCAGGCCUCCAACAUUCUCUCCCACCUCUCGCUCCUCUGUCUCCAACCCUCCUCACUCAACUCCUCAAUGGGCUUGAUCCAGUCGAAGCUGCCACGGAGAUCAUUUGGCGAUGGCCCUUGGACACGCUGCUUGGUCUGGUCUUGGUGGGAUUUUCUGUCACGAUCGUCUAUGAAGUAGGACCAAAGCGCAGCGUUGGUAGCGCACAUAUUUAUUAUUUAAACGUACACACGAACAAAACAACGAAAACGUGACGUCUAUGGUACAACAUGAAACCACACUAACAAAAUCCCACCAACACAAGGUGAACACAGACAGUUUAAAUAUGGCUCCCAAUCAGAGAUAACGAGCCGACAGCUGACACUCGUUACCUCCGAUUGGGAGUCAUUUGACCAAACACAACCAAUGACAAACCAACCAAACAAAACACAACCAAAACGAACACACCCUGGCUCAAAAUACAAAGUCCCGGAGCCAGAGCGUGACAGUAUUGGAGUGGCCAUCACAAAGCCCUGACCUCAAUCCCAUUGAACAUUUGUGGGCAGAACUGAAAAAGUGUGUGCGAGCAAGGAGGCCUACAAACCUGACUCAGUUACACCAGCUCUGUCAGGAGGAAUGGGCCAAAAUUCACCCAACUUAUUGUGGGAAGCUUGUGAAAGGCUACCCAAAACGUUUGACCCAAGUUAAACAAUUGAAAGGCAAUGCUACCAAAUACUAAUUGAGUGUAUGUAAACUUCUGACCCACUGGGAAUGUGAUGAAAUAAAUAAAAUAUGAAAUAAAUAAUUCUCUCUACUAUUAUUCUGACAUUUCACAUUCUUAAAAUAAAGUGGUGAUCCUAACUGACCUAAGACAGGGACUUUUUACUAGGAUUAAAUGUCAGGAAUUGUGAAAAACUGAGUUUAAAUGUAUUUGGCUAAGGUGUAUGUAAACUUCCGACUUCAACUGUAUACCGUAGGCUCGCACGAUACUGGAAAAGCAGCUAUUGAAGACAUACUCAUGCAUGAGCUUCAAUUCCAUACAACACUCCUUCAGUAGCCUCCAACUGCUCUUAAACACUAGUAAAACAAAAUGCAUGCUCUUCAACCGAACGCUGCUUGCACCCGCCCACCCGACUAGAAUCACUACUCUAGACGGGUCUGACCUAGAGUACGUGGACAACUACAAAUAUCUAGGUGUCUGGUUAGACUGUAAACUCUCCUUCCAGACUCACAUUAAGAAUCUCCAAUCCAAAGUUAAAUCUAGAAUCGGUUUCCUAUUUCGCAACAAAGCCUCCUUCACUCAUGCUGCCAAACAUGCCCUCGUAAAACUGACUAUCCUACCGAUCCUUGACUUCGGCGAUGUCAUUUACAAAAUGGCCUCCAACACUCUACUCAGCAAAUUGGAUGUUGUCUAUCACAGUGCCAUCCGUUUUGUCUCCAAAGCCCCAUAUAAUACCCACCACUGUGACCUGUACGCUCUUGUUGGCUGGUCCUCACUACAUAUUCGUCGCCAAACCCACUGGCUCCAGGCCAUCUAUAAAUCACUGCUAGGCAAAUCCCCGCCUUAUCUUAGCUCAUUGGUCACCAUAGCAACACCCACCCGUAGUCUGCGCUCCAGCGGGUAUAUCUCACUGGUCAUCCCCAAAGCCAACACCUCCUUUGGCCGCAAUUCCUUCCAGUUCUCUGCUGCCAAUGACUGGAACAAAUUGCAAAAAUCUCUGAAGCUGGAGACACUUAUCUCCCUCACUAACUUUAAGCAUCAGUUGUCAGAGCACCUUACCGAUCACUGCACCUGUACACAGCCCAUCUGAAAUUAGCCCGCCCAACUACCUCAUCCCUAUAUUGUUAUUUAUUUUGCUCAUCUGUACCCCAGUAUCUCUAUUUGCACAUCAUCUCUUGCACAUCAUUCCAGUGUUAAUACUAAAUUGUAAUUAUUUUGCACCAUAGCCUAUUUUAAUUGCCUUACCUCCAUAACUUGCUAAAUUUGCACACUGUAUAUUAAUUGUAUUUCUGUUGUAUUUUUUGAUUUUUGUUUUGUUUUACCCCAUAUGUAACUCUGUGUUGUUGUUUUUAUCGCACUGCUUUGCUUUAUCUUGGCCAGGUCGCAGUUGUAAAUGAGAACUUGUUCUCAACUGGUUUACCUGGUUAAAUAAAGGUGAAAUAAAAUAAAAUAAAAAAAUGACAGAUUUCCAAUGCUGUGCUGUUGAAAAUGUCUAACAUAUUUUCUUUUUUUUUCCCCAGAGAGGGAAAAAAGGCAGUGGACAUCAUAAAGUAGUGAAGACCUUAUGCAAUAAUGGCGGCGUUUAUAAACCAAAAGGGAAAAAGGAAAUAAACCUUAAUGAGAGUUUAGCCUCAUGUAUGAGAAGUCUCAUUGAUGAAGAGUUUAAGAGAUAUUUCCCGUAAGUAAUAUAAUCAUUAUCUAAAUAUAUAUGUGCAUUUGGAAAGUAUUGACUUUUUCCAGUCAAGUCUUUUUUUCCCUUAUCAAUCUACACACAAUACACCAUAAUGACAAAGUGAAAACAGGUUUUUUAGAAAUAAAUAAAACAUGUAAAACAUCAAUACCUUAUUAACCUAACUAUUCAGACCCUUUGCUAUGAGACUCGAAAUUGAGCACAGGUGCAUCCUGUUUCCAUUGAUCAUUCUUGAGAUGUUCCGAGAUAGGAAUGUGUGGUCUGAUGAAAACAAGAUUGAACACUUUGGCCUGAAUGCCAAGCGUCACGUCUGGAGGAAACCUACGGUGAAGCAUGGUGGUCGAAAAAUCAUGCUUUGGGGAUGUUUUUCAGCGGUAGGGACCGGGAGACUAGUCAGGAUCGAGGGAAAGAUGAACGGAGCAAAGUACAGAGAGAUCCUUGAUGAAAACCUGCUCCAGAGCGCUCAGGACCUCAGACUGGGGCGAAGGUUCACCUUCCAACAUGUCAACGACUCUAAGCACAUCGGCAAGACAACACAGGAGUGGCUUCAGGACAAGUCUCUGAAUGCCCUUGAGUGGCCCAGCCAGAGCCCGGACUUGAACCCGAUCUAACAUCUCUGGAGAGACCUGAAAAUAGCUGUGCAGCGACUCUCCCCAUUCAACCAGACAUUGCUUGAGAGGAUCUACAGAGAAACACUAUGCACCUGAGCUCAAUUUUGAGUCUCAUAGCAAAGGUUCUGAAUACUUAUAUAAAUAUGGUAUUUGUUUUUUAUUUUUAAUACAUUUGCAAACAUUUCUAAAAACCUGUUUUCGCUUUGUCAUUAUGGAAUAAUGUGUAUAAAAAUGAUUUUAGAAUAAAAUGUGGAAAAAGUCAAGGGGGCUGAAUACUUUCCAAAUGCACCGUAUACAAUUUUCUAGCUCUGAAUCUCUACUUGUAUCCAAUGUAAAAAAACACAAUUUCAAAUUUUGCUACAUAAGACCGAAUCGAGGCGGUGAGUCACAAAUCGUGGAAAUGUUUUUAUAUAUUUCUGGUGUUCAUUUAAGGUCAUUUAAUGUCUAAAAACCUGUUUGCUCGUUAUCAUUAUGAGGUAUUCUGUGUAGAUUGAAGAUUAAUUGUUUUUAUUUAAUCAAUUUUAGAAUAAGGCUGUAACGUAACAAAAUGUGGAAAAAGUCAAGGGGUCUGAAUACUUUCCGAUUGCACUGUAUAUAAUACACAUGGAAUGAUAAGGGCCUUGACUCAAAUCUAGUAACCAUCUUUCUGAUUUGGCCGUUUGUGUUUCAGAAACGAGGGCAAACGUGGGCCAAUCAAGGAGCGGAUUGAUACAUUCACCCUUGACACCAACAGCUUGGUUGGGGAGCACCCGGAAGUGUCACUGCAUCUGACAUUCCUCAAGACGGAGGUAAGGUUUAAAAACAAAUCAGUAUUGAGGCCGAUACGUAAAGCUUAAUUAACAACAAUGAUACUAGCAAGAGCAUUGUUCGGGUUUCUCUUGUCUUUCCCGAGUGGCGCAGUGGUCUAAGGCACUGCAUCGCAGUGCUAGCUGUGCCACUAGAGAUCCUGGUUCGAAUCCAGGCUCUGCUGUUGCUGGCUGCAACCGGGAGACAAUGGGGCGGCGCACAAUUGGCCCAGCGUCGUCCAGGGUAGGGGAGGGAAUGGCCGGCAGGGAGGUAGCUCAGUUGGUAGAGCAUGGCGUUUGCAACGCCAGGGUUGUGGGUUCGAUUCCCACGGGGGGCCAGUAUGAAAAAAAGAAAAAAAACUAAAGAAUAAUGUAUGCACUAACUGUAAGUCGCUCUGGAUAAGAGCGUCUGCUAAAUGACGUAAAUGUAAAUGUUAUUCAAUUGUUACCAUGCACCUGCAACAAAGAUACAGUGCCUUGCAAAAGUAUUCAUCCCCCUUGGAUUUUGUUGCAUUACAACCUGUAAUUUAAAUUUAUUUUUAUUAGUCUAAAUUGGUGAGUGAAAUGAAGAAAAUAACUUGUUUCAAAAAAGUAUAAAAAAUAUACAACAGAAAAGUGGUGCGUGCAUAUGUAUUCACUCCCUUUGCUAUGAAGCCCUUAAAUAAGAUCUGGUGAAACCAAUUAACUUCAGAAGUCACAUAAUUAGUUAAAUAAAGUCCACCUGUGUGCAAUCUCAGUGUAUAUAUAUACACCUGUUCUAAAAGGCCCCAGAGUCUGCAACACCACUAAGCAAGGGGCACCACCAAGGAAGUGGCACCAUGAAGACCAAGGAGCUCUCCAAACAGGUCAGGGACAAAGUUGUGGAGAAGUACAGAUCAGGGUUGGGUUAUAAAAAAUAUCAGACACUUUGACCAUCCCACGGAGCACCAUUAAAUCCAUUAUUAAAAAAUGUAAAGAAUAUGGCACCACAACAAACCUGCCAAGAGAGGGCCGCCCACCAAAACUCACAGACCAGGCAAGGAGGGCAUUAAUCAGAGGCAACAAAGAGACCAAAGAUAACCCUGAAGGGCUGCAAAGCUCCACAGCGGAGAUUGGAGUAUCUGUCCAUAGGACCACUUUAAGCCGCACACUCCACAGAGCUGGGCUUUACAGAAGAGUGGCAAGGAAAAAGCCAUUGCUUAAAGAAGAAAAUAAGCAAACACGUUUGGUGUUCGCCAAAAGGUAUGUGGGAGACUCCCCAAACAUAUGGAAGAAGGUACUCUGGUCAGAUGAGACUAAAAUUGGGCAAACCCAACACCUCUCAUCACCCCGAGAACAUAAUCCCCACAGUGAUCCCCACAGUGAAGCAUGGUGGUGGCAGCAUCAUGCUGUUGGGAUGUUUUUCAUCGGCAGGGACUGGGAAACUGGUCAGAAUUGAAAGCGUUAUGGAUGAAGCUAAAUACAGGGAAAUUCUUGAGGGAAACCUGUUUCAGUCUUCCAGAGAUUUGAGACUGGGACGGAGGUUCACCUUCCAGCAGGACAAUGACCCUAAGCAUACUGCUAAAGCAACACUAGAGUGGUUUAAGGGGAAACAUUUAAAUGUCUUGGAAUGGCCUAGUCAAAGCCCAGACCUCAAUCCAAUUGAGAAUCUGUGGUAUGACUUAAAGAUUGCUGUACACCAGCGGAACUCAUCCAACUUGAAGGAGCUGGAGCAGUUUUGCCUUGAAGAAUGGGCAAAAAUCCCAGUGGCUAGAUGUGCCAAGUUUAUAGAGACCCCAAGAGACUUGCAGCUGUAAUUGCUGCAAAAGGUGGCUCUACAAAUUAUUGACUUUGGUAAUAUUUGAAGAUUUUGCAUCUUCAAAGUGGUAGGCAUGUUGUGUAAAUCAAAUGAUACAAACCACCCCAAAAUCCAUUUUAAUUCCAGGUUGUUAGGCAACAAAAUAGGAAAAAUGCCAAGGGAGGUUGAAUACUUUCGCAAGCCACUGUAGAAGAUGGCUCAGAUGUGCGAGUGCCUUUUUGAAACUAAAUCAGGAAAUGCAACAUUGAAAUAUUAAGGAAACCACUUAAUUAGUUUCUAUCUGAAAGGAAACUGAGUUGAAGGCAAAACUAAUCUGUGACCUCCGCGAGAAAAAGAAAAUAAUCUACUCCACUCUAUCCGAGUCAAUCAAGGACACCAUGCAUCGAUGCUAUAUAAGUAAGUCUUAAAAUGAAAAUGUUUUAGCUGAGUUAAAGUGUUGUGGCCUAGUUAUGAAAAUUAUAAUGAUAUUUGGGAAGUAACAAGUUUUCAAACAUAUUUAGAAUGUAUUAAUAGCAGAUGAAGUCAUACAAUGGUUUUGGAAACAAUAUGAUGACUGUGUUUUAGGGGCAUCAGAGUAUACAGGAAAAGAUUCUCUAAAAAGGAUGAAAGAUGAGCUACACUAUCACAUGAAGAAUAACAACAUUUUCCAGAAGGCCAAGGAAGAUAUGCUGGUUCGUUUAACCAACCUGAAGGUUUGAAACAUUGUACAGUAGAGUUAGAGUUCGAAAAAUGCAUUUAAGUGACACUCAACAAUGAUACAAUAAUACAAAAUACUGAUAUAAAAGUAUAAUAACACAUUGUGGACCACUGGAAUUGAGUUUCGACGCACUAAAAACAAUCAUGGUCAAACAUGGUACAGGCUUAAUCUAUAAUACUAUAAUUACAUCAUCUAUACAGAUGGAUGCAUAAAAACAAAUAAUAAAAGAGUAAAGAUUUACUUGGACUACAUAUCGAUAAUGCAUUUAUUACAGAUCUAUAAGCAUUUCACAAACUUGUUAUCACAGGUCCCAACCGCAUCAAUAAAGAUUAAUGAAAUAUAUUAAUAUCAUAUAUAUAUAGCACAUUCGUGUCAUACUAUGCAAAAGCUGAUAUUUAGGUACAGUAUCUUAAUAAAAGCAACAUUACAAUGACAGCCUAGUGUCAUCAUUAUGGCUGUUCUCAAACGUGUGCUUCUGCCAUACCAGUGUUAGAGACCACGUAUUGAAAAUGAUGCUGAUAUGUAGCAUGUACCAGCCCCAUUUCUCCCAACGGCCGCUAUAGCCAUUACUUACCUUCUUCUUCCUCUCACUGAGGUCAAUGGUGCAUGAAGAUCCCAACAGGGUUGAAUCCCUAGGGUACAUUUUAUGGAUCAAAUUGUGUAGUUGAGGGUCAUAACAUAACUCAUUAACAGGCCUCCACAUCACAAUGAAGUUGGUCAUACUGUUCUAUAACGCACACAUUAAGGGUCUAUGUAUGCAGUCAAAGUAAAGUAAAAUCUAUUUUCCCAUUCAUAAAGCAUUUAUAGCUAAGCAUUUCAUGGUAAUUAACUCUGCAGUUUGCCACUCAGAUCUAUAAUACCAACAAUAAAAAUCUGUGUAUGAAUUUUAUGCAGUUAAUGUACAGUCAUAUCUAUUUUCUCAUGCAUAAAGCAUUUAUAAAUAUGCCUUAUCAAAAAGAAUACAGACAGAUUCCGGGUGACGGCCUAGAUUCAAAACAUACGAUCUUCAAAGGUCGUCACUAUUUUCCACAAAGUCAUAAACCCGCCUAUUUUCUACCAUUUAUCUUCUUAAAAUCUGAUUUUAAACCUAACCCUAACUUCAACCCUAACCUCAAUCACACUGCUUAGCUUAUGCCUAACCCUAACGUUAAAUGAACACCACAAAUACAGUACCAGUCAACAGUUUGGACACACCUACUCAUUCAAGGGUUUUUCUUUAUUUUUACAAUUUCCUACAUUGUAGAAUAAUAGUGAAGACAUCAAAACUAUGAAAUAACACAUGAAAUCAUGUAGUAACCAAAAAAGUGAUAACCAAAUCAAAAUAUAUUUUUGAUUUUACAUUCUUCAAAGUAGCCACCCUUUGCCUUGAUGACAGCUUUGCAAACUCUUGGCAUUCUCUCAACCAGCUUCACCUGGAAUGCUUUUCCAACAGUCUUGAAGGAGUUCCCACAUAUGCUGAGCACUUGUUGGCUGCUUUUCCUUCACUCUGCGGUCCAACUCAUCCCAAACCAUCUCAAUUGGGUUGAGGUCGGGUGAUUGUGGAGGCCAGGUCAUCUGAUGCAGCACUCCAUCACUCUCCUUCUUGGUCAAAUAGCCCUUACACAGCCUGGAGGUGUGUUGGGUCUUUGUCCUGUUAAAAAACAAAUGAUAGUCCCACUAAGAACAAACCAGAUGGGAUGGCGUAUCGCUGCAGAAUGCUGUGGUAACCAUUCUGGUUAAGUUUGCCUUGAAUUCUAAAUAAAUCACUGACAGUGUCACCAGCAAAUUACCCCCACACCAUCACACCUCCUCCUCCAUGCUUCACGGUGGGAACCACACAUGCAGAGAUCAUUUGUUCAGCUACUCUGAAUCUCACAAAGAUGGCGGUUGGAACCAAAAAUCUCAAAUUUGGACUCAUCAGACCAAAGGACAGAUUUCCACUGGUCUAAUGUCCAUUGCUCGUGUUUCUUAGCCCAAGCAAAUCUCUUCUUCUUAUUGGUGUCCUUUUAUUAGUGGUUUCUUUGCAGCAAUUUGACCAUGAAGGCCUGAUUAACACAGUCUCCUCUGAACAGUUGAUGUUGAGAUGUGUCUGUUACUUGAACUCUGAAGCAUUUAUUUGGGCUGCAAUUUCUGAAGCUGGUAACUCUAAUGAACUUAUCCUCUGCAGCAGAUGUAACUAUGCUUAUUUGAGCUGUUCUUGCCAUAAUAUUGACUUGGUCUUUUACCAAAUAUGGCUAUCUUCUGUAUUCCCCCCCUACCUUGUCAUAACACAACUGAUUGGCUCAAACGCAAUUCCACAAAUUAACUUUUAAAAAGGCACACCUGUUAAUUGAAAUGCAUUCCAGGUGACUACCUCAUGAAGCUGUUUGAGAGAAUGCCAACAGUGUGCAAAGCUGUCAUCAAGGCAAAGGGUGGCUACUUUGAAGAAUGUGAAAUUAUGUUUAACACUUUUUUGGUUACUACAUGUGUUAUUUCAUAGUUUUAAUGUCUUCACUAUUAUUCUACAAUGUAGAAAAUUGUAAAAAUUAAGAAAAACCCUGGAAUGUGUAGGUGUGACUAAACUUUUGACUGGUACUGUAUAUAAAAAUAUGAAAUUCUACAAGAUGUGACUCACCGCCUUGAUUCGGUCUUACCGAGCAACAUUUGAAAUUGUGUUUUUUACAUUGGAUAGAAGUAGAGACUCAGAGCUAGAAAAUUGUAUGUCACACACUGUAGUUGAGGAACAAUGGGAAAGUAUCAACUUUCAAAGCAGAAUUAAUGGCCUUUGAAUGUUUUGGUGCGCCUACUGGAGAGCUCAACUCUACUUUGUCAACACCCAUUCAGCAUCGUUCACACCCUCUUAAGCCUUAGCCCCACCCAUCUCUUUAAGGAUUCACAUGUGAGGCCAUGUGCUAAACAUAGUGAGUAGUGUAGUCAACAACCAAAGAUUAAAACUAAAUGUUGUGAAAGUAGUAGAAAAAAGUAGUUGUAAAAAUAUCCUGUAUCCUAAUCUGACUUUGGUGCAGGUCAUGUUCUUCACAUUACCGUCUCUUGUAAACACUACUAUAUCAAAAGUGUAAAAUCAAAGUGUAUUUUUCACAUGCACAGGAUACAGAAGGUGUAAACGGUACAGUAAAAUGGUUACUUGUGUAACAGUGUUGCUUCCAUCCCUCUCCUCGUCCCAAACUGGGCUUGAACCAGGGACACUCUGCACACAUUGCCUACAGUCACCCUCUAAGCAUCGUUACCUAUCACUCCACAAAAGCUGCGGUCCUUGCAGAGCAUGGGAAACAACUUCUUCAAGGACUCAGAGCGAGUGACGUCUCCGAUUUCACACCGGUUACACUUGCAUAUUUGCAUAGUAGCAACAGCAAAAAUAUAUCUAUAAUAUAUGAAAAUGUAGCUAGACCCUUACCCGUAUACAUGGAUGAAAGCUUCACGGCAGCCAUUUAACUAAGUUUUGUUUGUGGUUACAUUUUGUGUGGCCCACGUUGUCAAGUCACUCCGGUUCACACUGACCUUAGUAGUAGUCCAUCACAACUUUCUUUGUCGAUAGCACCUGCUGAAAUUCAGGGCAGCAGUGUUGUUGAGAGCAGUCCAACGUUAUAUAAAAAAAGACGCAGUAGACAGGAUUAUCGUGAAAGUGACAAACUGAAACGUUUUCAUUUUUGUCAAAAACUACUUUAUAUCGAAGAUGUCUUUCAUUUGACGGCCUGCAAAUACGCAGUUUGGCACGAGUCGACUGUUAGACCCAAUGACGUGUUUCUACGCAUGAGCUUAGCUAGACAACGUUGCCAUGAUUUUGCAUACAAGUGUGAUCGGGGAUUUCUAUUGGAGAAGCAGUUUCUUCCUAUCUUCAUACUGUACUGUCUUUGCCUUAGUGUCUUCAACCUAGGUGACAGCCCAGCGUUCUUCUGGCUUCUUAUUAGCUUUUUUUAUGUACAAACUUUAACUUUCAGUCAUGAAAUAGUGAACAAAAAGGUUAACUUAAUGUUUAAUUCCUUUUUUUGAAACUUUUUGCGGAAGCGAGAGGUCACCAGGAAGUGACAUUUCAUUGACCUUUCGCCUCUCACGCACUCCUCCUGUGGUUGUGCCAAGGGGCCAGGGUUCUGGUGUAGAAGCAAGGUUUCGACUUCUCCUUCAGUUUUGCUUCGGUAUUGCAGUUUAACUGACGCCCGGCCCAGAAAGACUAUUUCCAUACACGGCCUCAUAGAGAUGUCAGAUUUGAACAUUCCUAAUAAGACACUUUAGUCAUCACAUUUGUGCACUAAACAUCCAUUGAAUUAUUCAAAUAAUUGUAGCUGAGGCCAAUAAUUUUUCUUCUUCUUCCCAUAACGCACAACUGAAGAUAUUAACAUUAUUUAUUGAUUCAAUGUCUGACGUUCUGUUUUGUGUCCGUGUUCUUUUUGAUAAUUUAGGCAUGUUUAUAAAUCCUUUAUAAAUUGGAAAAUAGAUUUUACUUUACUAAGACGGGAAAUAAUUCAUACAUAGACCUUUCAUGUGUGCGUUAUAGACCAGUAUGACCAACUUAAUUGUGAUGUGGAGGAGGGCUGUUAAUGAGUUAAGAAAGCAUCAAAAUAUGAGCCUCAACUACACAAUUUCAUCCGUAAAAUUUACUCUAGGGAUUCAACCGUGUGGGGAUCUUCAUGCACCAUUGACCUCAGUGAGAAGAAGAAAAGGUAAGUCACAGGCCGGUGGGGGAAAUGGGGCUGGUACAGGCCUUAUAAAAAUAAAUAUCAAAAGGCCAAAUUUUCCUAAAAUGGUUUGACCUUUUGGCCUAUUCACUAGCACUGGUAUGGCAGAAGAACACUUUGAGAACAGCCAUAAUGCUGUAGCUACUUUGUCAUUGUAAUAAUGCAUCUAUUAAGAUACCAAAAUAUGAGCUCUCGCAUAGCAUGACAUGAAUGCGCUAUAGAUAUGCUAUGAAUACAUUUCAUUAACCUUUAAUAAUGCGGUUGGGGACCAGUUAUAACACGUUCAUGAAAUGCUUAUAGAUGUGUAAUAAAUGCGUUAAAAAAGGACAAUUAGGCACUUAAAAAUAAACGUCUUCAUUGGAGGAUAGGAUGACAGGCUUUGGCGCAGGCAUUUACAUUAUUGUUACCUGAUUAAAGUUCACAUAGUUUAUGUAGAUAAUCCCUACUUUUGUUGUAUAACCCACAGUAAAAUAAUGCAUGAGCUUCAGUUUCAAAGGAAACCAUCGUUACAAAAAGUACAUACACGUUUAUCUAGGGGAGUGUUUUGUAUCGACCAGUCUCAAUUGAGAGAGGGGCCACUCCACAUCUAACUUUGGCAAAAGAGCUUUGAUAUUGCUUGGAUAAAACAGUACGUACCUAGGGUUCUGUCCCAAAAGUGCAUUUAAAAAGGCAGCAGGUGUGCAGUUUGUUACUUUAGGUUUGUUUAUUAGUUGGUACCACUUUAGUUCAAUGCUCUCUAAAAGUGCUGAUUCAAAAGCAUUACGGUCAUUUCUAGAAUACCCUGUCUAUAUCAGUUAACUCAAUCAUAUGGAUGGAGUUUAAAAAGGAUUUGGCAUGGUAUAUAAAACAUAUUAUUUGUAGUAGCAACAUCACAAUCCCAUAAAAAUUGACGUUUACAUAGACUUUCAUUUGACAUACUGCAAAAUCUCUGCAAAUUUAAAAGAAAUACAUAGCCAUAUACAGUUGAAGUCGGAAGUUUACAUACACCUUAGCCAAAUACAUUUAAACUCAGUUUUUCACAAUUCCUGACAUUUCAUCCUAGUAAAAAUUCCCUAUUUUAGGUCACUUAGAAUCACCACUUUAUUUUUAGAAUGUGAAAUGUCAGAAUAAUAGUAGAGAGAAUGAUUUAUUUCAGCUUUUAUUUCUUUCAUCACAUUCCCAGUGGGUCAGAAGUUUACAUACACUCAAUUAGUAUUUGAUAGCAUUAACAUUAAAUUGUUUAACUUGGGUCAAAUGUUUCGGGUAGCCUUCCAAAGCUUCCCACAAUAAGUUGGGUGAAUUUUGGCCCAUUCCUCCUGACAGAGCUGGUGUAACUGAGUCAGGUUUGUAGGCCUCCUUGCUCGCACAUGCUUUUUCAGUUCUGCCCACAAAUAUAGGAUUGAGGUCAGGGCUUUGUGAUGGCCACUCCAAUACCUUGUCUUUGUUGUCCUUAAGCCAUUUUGCCACAACUUUGGAAGUAUGCUUAGGGUCAUUGUCCAUUUGGAAGACCCAUUUGCCACCAAGCUUUAACUUCUUGACUGAUGUCUUGAGAUGUUGCUUCAAUAUAUCCACAUAAUUUUCCUUCCUCAUGAUGCCAUCUAUUUUAUGAAGUGCACCAGUCCCUUCUGCAGCAAAGCACCCCCACAGCAUGAUGCUGCCAACCCCCGUGCUUCACAGUUGGGAUGGUGUUCUCCGGCUUGCAAGUCCCCCUUUUUCCUCCAAACAUAACGAUAACAGUUCUAUUUUUGUGUCAUCAGACCAGAGGACAUUUCUCCAAAAAGUAUGAUCUUUGUCUCUUAGUGCAGUUGCAAACCGUAGUCUGGAUUUUUUAUGGCGGUUUUGGAGCUGUGGCUUCUUCCUUGCUGAGUGGCCUUUCAGGUUAUGUCGAUAUAGGACUCGUUUUACUGUGGAUAUAGAUACUUUUGUACGUGUUUCCUCCAGCAUCUUCACAAGGUCCUUUGCUGUUGUUCUGGGAUUGAUUUGCACUUUCCGCACCAAAGUACGUUCGUCUCUAGGAGACAGAACGCAUCUCCUUCCUGAGCGGUAUGACGGCUGCGUGGUCCCAUGGUGUUUAUACUUGUGUACUAUUGUUUGUACAGAUGAACGUGGUACCUUCAGGCAUUUGGAAAUUGCUCCCAGGGAUGAACCAGACUUGUGGAGGUCUACAAUUUUUUUUCUGAGGUCUUGGCUUAUUUCUUUUCAUUUUCCCAUGAUGUCAAGCAAAGAGGCACUGAGUUUGAAGGUAGGCCUUGAAAUACAUCCACAGGUACACCUCCAAUUGACUUAAAUUAUGUAAAUUAGCCUAGCAGAAGCUUCUAAAGCCAUGACAUCAUUUUCUGGAAUUUUCCAAGCAGUUUAAAGGCACAGUCAACUUAGUGUAUGUAAACUUCUGACCCACUGGAAUUGUGAUACAGUGAAUUAUAAGUGAAAUAAUCUUUCUGUAAACAAUUGUUGGAAAAAUUACCUGUGUCGUGCACAAAGUAGAUGUCCUAACCGACUUGCAAAAACGAUAGUUUGUUAACAAGAAAUUUGUGGAGUAGUUGAAAAAAGAGUUUUAAUUACUCCAACCUAAGUGUAUGUAAACUUACGACUUCAACUGUAGUUUUCUAGCCCAUAUCGCCAUGAAUAGCAGCAUUUGGUAUGUUAGCAUUCAAAUGAAGUACAGUUGUGCAAUGUCUGUAUAUGUAACAACUAGGGGUGUAACGAUCCAUCUACUACCAUCGAUGUAUCGAUUUAUAUUCCUAUGGUCCAACUACAUCGAUCUGUGCUCGGCGAGUUGGCCUUUUGGACAACAUAUAUCAAUCUAACAUCGUUUUAAAAUGUAAUAAAUCGAUUGUAUCGAUACUAGGAAAUAACCCAUUGGAUUUAAGCACGUCAGACUUUAUAUGGAUGUUUUUUCUUAGCACUUUUAAUGAUAAAGGCUUUAAACAUUACUCGAUUCAGUCUGCCUAUCCGUGACGUCAUCGCCCCGCGCCAGCAGUAGCGCAAAGGCACAAAGACAACAAAACAUAGCAUGGCGGACGACAGAGGAGAAGCCGACGAGCAAGAAAUUAUCAAGCCACCAUUGCGGUCCUUACAAGAAACAGGAAUCUAGGAAACUUCACCUGCACUGUCCAGUAUCCAGGUAUUUAUUUCAGUCACACUGGUUGAAUUUUUGGCUAAAAGGUUACUGAAUCGAUUUCAAGUCACUGAAUCGUUUCGGAUCGUAUCGUUCUAAAUGAACCAAUAUCGUCCUUGAAUCGUAUCGACAACCACAAAUCGUGAUACAAAUCGAAUCGUUGUUAAAGCGAAUCGUUACACCCCUAGUAACAACCCUUCAGUUUACACAGCAGAUGGAUUGAUGUUUGCUAAAGGUAAAUGUACUCAAGUGCUGUUGCUAUUGUCAUGCUUCUUUCACACAGCAGGUUAGGAGUGCAUUUUCAGAUGGGUGUAGGUUAGUACUUCUUAUGGGAUCUGCAUGUUUCCACAGAUCACCAUAGCAAUUAUGAUAGCGCUUGCGGAAUUCAAAUAUUGGCGGCUUGAAAGCAAACCAAAAUACACUUAAGAAGCACUUAGUUUAUGAACACCUGGUGCACAGCAUUUAGACUUGGUUGUGGUAAAGUACAAUCAUCACUUAGUGUGAGAGUGGACUAAAUAAUAUUUUCUGUCCUACAUUAGGAACACAUCGUGAUGCAGCUGAAGUGUAAACUACAAGAAUCAAUGGAUCUCUCACUCAAGACCCCCAACAGCUCAUUCCUCCCAGGUAAAUGAAACAGACCAAAUGCUUUACCUAUUCCAAUAUAGUUAAAGUCAAGUCAAGUACUCAUCAGAACAAGUCUGGAAACCAUGUCCACUUUAUCUUGAGCUGCAUUUAGCUUGUGUCAUAAGUACAUGUUUUGAAGCUAUACAUCACUCACAUUACUUACAAUCUUGUUGUUUGUAAACAAAUGAGUAAUACACCUUUAUCUUUUGGGUUAUAAUAAAGUAAGACAACAACACAACAUUUCUGCAUAAAAUGACUAAAGAAACCCCAAUAUUGGAUAACAGCUAGAUAGCUUUUUACUUAAAGGACAAGUUCAGGAUUUUACAACUUGAUGUUAGAUGGUUCCUUCCCCUAAAAGUAGUCUAUGGGCCAGGAGAAAUUGUAAUCCAUGUUUGGUUUUCUUUAAACAGCCACUACAAACGUCAGCUAAAUUUAGCCAUAACACAUACAUUUUUCCAGCAGCAGACUAUGAUCAAUAAUGUCAAAAGCCGCACUGAAGUCAAACAAAACAGCCCCCACAAUCUUUUCAUCAUGAAUUUCUCUCAACCAAUCAUCAGUCAUUUGUGUAAGUGCUGUGCUUGUUGAAUGUCCUUCUCUAUAAGUAUGCAGAAAGUUUGUUGUCCAUUUGUUUACUGUAAAAUAGCAUUGUAUCUGGUCAAACACAAUUUUUUCCAAUAGUUUACUAAGGGUUGGUAACAGGCUAAUUGGUCGGCUAUUUGAGCCUGUAAAGGGGGCUUUACUAUUCUUAGGUAGCGGAAUGACUUUUGCUUCCCUCCAAGCCUUGGGGCACAUACAGUAGGGAAAAAAAGUAUUUAGUCAGCCACCAAUUGUGCAAGUUCUCCCACUUAAAAAGAUGUAAGAGGCCUGUAAUUUUCAUCAUAGGUACACGUCAACUAUGACAGACAAAUUGAGAAAAAAAAAAGCAGAAAAUCACAUUGUUGGAUUUUUUAUGAAUUUAUUCAAUUAAGUAUUUGGUCAAUAACAAAAGUUUCUCAAUACUUUGUUAUAUACCCUUUGUUGGCAAUGACACAGGUCAAACGUUUUCUGUAAGUCACACACUGUUGCUGGUAUUUUGGCCCAUUCCUCCAUGCAGAUAUCCUCUAGAGCAGUGAUGAUUUGGGGCUGUCGCUGGGCAACACAGACUUUCAACUCCCUCCAAAGAUUUUCUAUGGGGUUGAGAUCCGGAGACUGGCUAGGCCACUCCAGGACCUUGAAAUGCUUCUUACGAAGCCACUCCUUCGUUGCCCGGGCGGUGUGUUUGGGAUCAUUGUCAUGCUGAAAGACCCAGCCACGUUUCAUCUUCAAUGCCCUUGCUGAUGGAAGGAGGUUUUCACUCAAAAUCUAAUUAUACAUGGCCCCAUUCAUUCUUUCCUUUACAUGGAUCAGUCGUCCUGGUCCCUUUGCAGAAAAACAGCCCCAAAGCAUGAUGUUUCCACCCCCAUGCUUCACAGUAGGUAUGGUGUUCUUUGGAUGCAACUCAGCAUUCUUUGUCCUCCAAACACGACGAGUUGAGUUUUUACCAAAAAGUUCUAUUUUGGUUUCAUCUGACCAUAUGACAUUCUCCCAAUCCUCUUCUGGAUCAUCCAAACGCACUCUAGCAAACUUCAGACGGGCCUGGCGGCAUAGUGUGUUACUGAUGGUAGGCUUUGUUACUUUGGUCCCAGCUCUCUGCAGGUCAUUCACUAGGUCCCCCCGUGUGGUUCUGGGAUUUUUGCUCACCGUUCUUGUGAUCAUUUUGACCCCACGGGCUGAGAUCUUGCGUGGAGCCCCAGAUCGAGGGAGAUUAUCAGUGGUCUUGUAUGUCUUCCAUUUCCUAAUAAUUGCUCCCACAGUUGAUAUCUUCAAACCAAGCUGCUUACCUAUUGCAGAUUCAGUCUUCCCAGCCUGGUGCAGGUCUACAAUUUUGUUUCUGGUGUCCUUUGACAGCUCUUUGGUCUUGGCCAUAGUGGAGUUUGGAGUGUGACUGUUUGAGGUUGUGGAAAGGUGUCUUUUAUACUGAUAACAAGUUCAAACAGGUGCCAUUAAUACAGGUCACGAGUGGAGGACAGAGGAGCCUCUUAAAGAAGAAGUUACAGGUCUGUGAGAGCCAGAAAUCUUGCUUCUUUGUAGGUGACCAAAUACUUAUUUUCCACCAUAAUUUGCAAAUAAAUUCAUACAAAAUCCUAAAAUGUGAUUUUCUGGAUUUUUUUUCCUCAAUUUGUCUGUCAUAGUUGACGUGUACCUAUGAUGAAAAUUACAGGCCUCUCUCAUCUUUUUAAGUGGGAGAACUUGCAAAAUUGGUGGCUGACUAAAUACUUUUUUCCCCCACUGUAUGUCAUUUAUCCUUGUUUCAUAGUGUUGUUUCUUCUUCUUUUUAUUCAGUUUAGUCACAUGAUUUCUCAAUUUGCAAUACGUUUGCCAAUCGUUUGUGCAGCCAGACUUAUUUGCCUUUCCUUUUGCCUCAUCCCUCUCAACCAUACCAUUUUUCCACAGGGAUUUAACCGUUUUUACAGUCAUUUUCUUAAUGGGUGCAUGCUUAUUAGUAACUGGAAUAAGCUAUUUCAUAAAUGUGUCAAGUGCAUUGUCUGUCUGCUCCACACCACGGACCAACAUAUGUUCUUUACAUCAACAUCAUAGGAAUCACUACAAAACUUAUUGUAUGACCUCUUAUACCCAAUAUUAGGCCCAGCUUUUGGAACUUUGGUUUUCCUAGAUAUGGCUACUAUAUUGUGAUCACUACAUCAAAUGGAUUUGGAUACUGCUUUCAAACAAAUCUCUGCAGCAUUAGCAAAGAUAUGAUCAAUACAUGUUGAUGAUUUAAUGAUUGUACUGUUUGUAACUACCCUGGUAGGUUGACUGAUAACCUGAACCAGGUUGGAGGCACUGGUUACAGUUUGAAGCUUUCUCUUGAGUGGGCAGCAUGAUGAAAGCCAGUCAAUAUUUAAAUCACCCAGAAAGUAUACAUCUCUAUUGUUAUCACAUACAUUUUCAAGCAUUUCACACGUUAUCCAGAUACUGACUGUUAGCACUUGGUGGUCUAUAGCAGCUUACCACCAGAAUUAGCUUUAGGUGAGGCAGAUGAACCUGUAGCCAUAUUACUUCAACAGGAAUGUGGUUCUGAAUAUAAACAGCAACACCUCCACCGUUGGCAUUUCGAUCUUUUAUGUAAAUGUUAUAACCUUGUAUUGCUACCACUGUAUCCUCAAAGGUAUUAUCUAAGUGAGUUUCAGAGAUAGUCAGAAUAUGAAUGUCAUCUGUUACUAGCAAAUUAUUGAUUUCAUGAACCUUGUUUCUUAAGUUACAUAUAUUAAUGUGGGCUAUUUUGAGCACUUUUCUUCUGGGAUGCCUGUUUUUAUUGCUUUACUGGGAAGCUUAGCAGCAGUAGAUGUGGUCAUGUUCUUUAUGUUAGUGCAGGUUGAGCUGCACACAGUGGCCUUCCUCCUCGGGCACAACGGCUCAGUGCUAACAGUACAAAUCUGGUUCUUAGGCACAUGAUUACUGCAUACAAUAGCUGUAGGAUCAGCAGAGGCAUUCAGGGCAGUUAGAGGGACAUAAAUUAGGUUACUUAAAUUGUGUCUACUGAAGCUCCUGUUGUAAUGUACAUUUGCUGAAGCAUUUUGACAACUCUGCGUCACAACGGUAGGGAUUAGCUGAGCUGGGCUUGGGUCCUUGCUAAGUCAUUGUCUCAACGCAGCCUUAUAAUGCUGUGAAAGGAUCCAGGAACCCAAAUGAUUUCGGUCAUUUGAGCAUGUGUUUUUUGUUCUUAAAAUUAAAUGGUCAAAUCACCUUAAAGUAACAUCAAACCGAAUACGAAGUUGAUUUCAUGUGAUUUGGCCACCAUCUAACAUCAAGUUGUAAAACCCUGAAUUUACCGUUUAAAAGCUUAUGCUUGUCCUGAAUCCUUUCUCUUAUGCAGAUGAUGUCACUGUGGAGUAUAACAAGAUGAAGAUGUGCUAUGAGAAACUGAUGGGUUGCUCUAGUACAGUACAAUUCACAACAAGACUGGAUUUGCACACAAAAACUACCGCAUUUGAAUCGCAGUCUGGGAAUGGUAGGAAGCGUGUACAGGUAUGUUUGUGGGGAGUUGAUUAACCACAUCUCAACCAUAGCAAUUUAGUCUGAGAGUAUUUGAUCCCAUGUACUAGGGUUGAUUGGUCUUCCUUUUUCUGUUACAGGUGCCAACAAGUGUAACAAUGUUAACUCCUGAGAUUGACAGAGAAUUUACAACACAUAACCGCAAGCCUACUUAUAGGUAACAAUUGAUCACUGAAACGUCCACUACUUUAUCAUGGCCUUAUCCUAUGGUCAUGUUUACCACUAAUCCAGAGGAGGUUGGUGGGAGGAGCUAUAGGAGGACGGGCUCAUUGUAAUGGCUGGAAUGAAUAAAUGGAACGGUAUGAAACACAUCAAACAUAUGGAAAUCACACGUUUGACUCCGUUCCAUUCAUUCAAUUCCUGCCGUUACAAUGAGCCUGUCCUAUAGCGCCUCCCACCAGCCUCCUCUGUACUAAUCAGUUCAACACAGAAUCUACAAAGAAAUUUGAUUUAAAAAAGAGUUUACAACUGUCACGUUUGGCCUUCGUCUGCCUUGCAGGCUCCAAUGCCCCAAGGCAGGUCUUUUCCAGUGCAGUUCCACUGGACUGGUGUUUCUGAUGGAAGGGAAGGGAGAUGUGCUUUACAUGAUGACUCAAUGGGACAGCAGCCUCCUGGGCUCCAGGAUACCUGCAGGACCCCUAUUCAGCAUUGAAUGCCCUGAACAGUCUGUCCGCCAACUGCAUUUCCCACACUGUAUCUGUGAUUGUAAGUGAUGCACCACUGUAUGUGUGAUGGUAAGUGAUGUAAUCAAAUUAGAUUUAUUUGUCACAUGCGCCGAAUACAACAGGUGUGGACCUUACCGUGAAAUGCUUACUUACAAGCCCUUAACCAACAAUGCAGUUCAAGAAAUAGAGUUAAGAAAAUAUUUACUAAAUAAACUAAAGUAAAUACUUCAAAGUAACACAAUAAAAUACAAUACCGAGGCUAUAUACAGGGGGUACCGGUACCGAGUCAAUGUGCGGGGGUACAGGUUAGUCGAGGUCAUUUGUAAAGUGACUAUGCAUAGAUAAUAAACAGCAAGUAGCAGCAGUGUAAAAACAAAGGGGGGUGUCAAUGUAAAUAGUCCGGGUGGCCAUUUUGAUUCAUUGUUCAGCAGUCUAAUGGCUUGGGGGUAGAAGCUGUUAAGGAUCCUUUUGGACCUAGACUUGGCGCUCCGGUACCGCUUGCCGUGCGGUAGCAGAGAGAACAGUCUAUGACUUGGGUGACUGGAGUCUUUGACAAUUCUUUGGGCCUUCCUCUGACACCACCUGGUAUAUAGGUCCUGGAUGGCAGGAAGCUUGGCCCCAGUGAUGUACUGGGCCGUAUGCACUACCCUCUGUAGCGCCUUACGGUCGGAUGCAGAGCAGUUGCCACACCAGGUGGUGAUGCAACCGAUCAGGAUGCUCUCGAUGUUGCAGCUGUCGAACUUCUUGAGGAUCUGGGGACCCAUGCCAAAUCUUUUCAGUCUCCUUUGGGGGAAAAGGUGUUGUCUUAACCUCACGACUGUCUUGGUGUGUUUGGACCAUGAUAGUUUGUUGGUGAUGUGGACACCAAGGAACUUGAAACUCUUGACCCGCUCCACUACAGCCCCGUCAAUGUUAAUGGGGGCUUGUUUGGCCCUCCUUUUUGUUUGGCCCUCCACCACACUGCCAGGACUCUGACUUCCUCCCUAUAGGCUGUCUCAUCGUUGUCAGUGAUCAGGCUGUUGUGUCGUCAGCAAACUUAAUGAUGGUGUGGAUCUGUUGGGGCGGUAUGCGAAUUGGAGUGGGUCUAGGGUUUCCGGGUGAUGGUGUUGAUGUGAGUCAUGACCAGCCUUUCAAAGCACUUCAUGGCUACCGACGUGAGUGCUAUGGGGCGGUAGUCAUUUAGGCAGGUUACCUUUGCUUUCUUGGGCACAGGGACUAUGGUGGUCUGCUUGAAACUUAGGAAUUACAGACUCGGUCAGGGAGAGGUUGAAAAUGUCAGUGAAGACACUUGCCAGUUUGUCCGCGCAUGCUCUGAGUACAUGUCCUGGUAAUCCAUCUGGCCCCGCGGCCUUGUGAAUGUUGACCUGUUUAAAGGUCUUGCUCACAUCGAGAGCGUGAUCACACAGUCGUCCGGAACAGCUGGUGCUCUCAUGCAUGCUUCAGUGUUGCUUACCUCGAAGCGAGCAUAAAAUAAAUGUAGCUCGUCUGGUAGGCUUGCGUCACUGGGCAGCUUGUGGCUGAGUUUUCCUUUGUAGUCCAUAAUAGUUUGCAAGCCCUGCCACAUCCGACGAGCGUCAGAGCCGGUGUAGUAGGAUUCAAUCUUAGUUCUGUAUUGACGCUUUGUUCGUCUGAGGGCAUAGCGGGAUUUCUUAAAAGCAUCCGGAUUAGUGUCCCGCUCCUUGAAAGCAGCAGCUCUAGCCUUUAGCUCGGUACGGAUGUUCCCUGCAAUCCAUGGCUUCUGGUUGGGAUAUGUACGCACGGUCACUGUGGGGACGACGUCGUCGAUGCACUAAUUGAUGAGGCCGGUGACUGAGGUAGUAUACUCCUCAAUGCCAUUGGAUGAAUCCCGGAACAUAUUCCAGUCUGUGCUAGCAAAACAGUCCUGUAGCAUAGCAUCCGCGUCAUCUGACCACUUCCGUAUUGAGCAAGUCACUGGUACUUCCUGCUUUAGUUUUUGCUUGUAAGCAGGAAUCAGGAGGAUAUAGCUUUGUAUGCAUCUCUGUGUGUGGAGUAAAGGUGGUGUAGAGUUUUUAGAAUAAUUUUUGUGGGUUGCACAUGUGACAUGCUGGUAGAAAUGAGAUACAACGGAUUUAUGUUUGCCUGCAUUAAAGUACCCGGCCACUAGGAUGAGCAUUUCCUUGUUUGCUUAUGUCCUUAUACAGCUCGUUGAGUGCGGUCUUAGUGCCAGCAUCGGUUUGUGGUGGUAAAAAGACGGCUACGAAGAAUAUAGAUGAAAACUCUUGGUAGAUAGUGUGGUCUACAGCUUAUCAUGAGGUACUCUACCUCAGGCGAGCAAUACCUCGAGACUUCUUUAAUAUUAGACAUCACACCAGCUGUUAUUGACCAGACGUAGCUGUUCUGUCCUUCCAAUGCACGGAAAACCCUGCCAGUGUCAUCGUUCAGCCACGACUUGGUGAAACAUAAGAUAUUACAGUUUUUAAUGUCCCGUUGGUAGGAUAGUCUCGAACGGAGAUCAUCCAGCUUAUUUUCCAGUGAUUGCACGUUGCCAAUAGAACGGAUGGUGAGGCGGGUUACCCACUGCCUACAAAUUCUCACAAGGCACCCCGAUCUCCUACCCCUGUAUUUCCUUAUUUUAUUGACGCGAUUGACGGGGAUUUGGGCCUGGUCUUGGAGAAGCAGUAUAUCCUUCGCGUCGGACGCAUUAAAGAAAAAAUCUUUGUCCAGUUAGAGGUGAGUAAUCGCUGUUCUGAUAUCCAGAAGCUCUUUUCGGUCAUAAGAGACGGUAGCAGCAACAUUAUGUACAAAAUAAGUAACAAACACUGCGAAAAAACAAACAAAAUAGCACAGAUGGUUAGUAGCCCGUAAAACGACUGCCAUCCCCUAUGGCGCCAUGUGUGAUGGUAAGUGAUGCAUCACUGUAUCUGUGAUGGUAAGUGAUGCAUCAAUGUAUGUGGGAAGGUAAGUGAUGCAUUAUUUCAGUAUAUUGAUUGUUUUAUACAUACACAAUAUAAAGAUUAUUCUAAUAAUAAAAUAAUAAAAUGGGUAAAGUGCCUUGCAAAGGUAAUCAUCCUCCUUGGCGUUUUUCCUAUUUUGUUGUAUUACAACCUGUAAUUUAAAUGGAUAUUUAUUUGGAUUUCAUGUAAUGGACAUACACAAAAUAGUCCAAAUUAGUGAAGUGGAAUGAAAAAAAUAACUUGUUUAAAAAAAGAAGAAGGUACUCUGGUCAGAUGAGACUAAAAUUGAGCUUUUUGGCCAUCAAGGAAAACGCUAUGUCUGGUGCAAACCCAACACCUCUCAUCCCCAGUGAAGCAUGGUGGUGGCAGCAUCAUGCUGUGGGGAUGUUUUCCAUUGAAGGAAUGAUGGAUGGCGCUAAAUACAUGGACAUUCUUGAGGGAAACCUGUUUCAGUCUUCCAGAGAUUUGAGACUGGGACGGAGGUUCACCUUCCAGCAGGACAAUGACCCUAAGCAUCCUGCUAAAGCAACAUUCGAGUGGUUUAAGGGGAAACAUUUAAAUGUCUUGGAAUGGCCUAGUCAAUGCCCAGACCUCAAUCCAAUUGAGAAUAUGUGGUAUGACUUAAAGAUUGCUGUACACCAGUGGAACCCAUUCCAACUUGAAAUUGCUGCAAAAGGUGGCUCUACAAAGUAUUGACUUUGGGGGGGGUGAAUAGAUAUGCAUGCUCAAAUUUUCUGUUUUGUUGUCUUAUUUCUUGUUUGUUUCACAAUAAAAAAUAUUGUGCAUCUUCAAAGUGUAGGCAUAUUUUGUAAAUCAAAUGAUACAAACCCCAAAAAACUCCAUUUUAAUUCCAGGUUGUAAGGCAACAAAAUAGGAAAAAUGCCAAGGGGGGUGAAUACUUUCGCAAGCCACUGUAUAACAUGACACUACCAUUGAAUAAUACAUUCAAUAAUAAUACAUAAUUUGGAUGAGACUUAGUCAAUUAAAGCAUUGUUCUUGUUCUGCAGGGGAGAAUGACAUUUUGUCCGUGGCCCAUGUAACUGAUGGCAACAUGGAGAUUGUUCAGCCACUCAAGACAACUGCUACACACGUGAUUGUAAACAUCACACACCUCUCCCUCUUUGGCCUCAUCGGAAAUUGGUUCUCCUUCCUCCCGGUGCGAAGCCAGGUGCUGCUGUUCCUCCGACCACAAGGGAACAGAUCCCAGAAGCGCACACUGAAUGUUAUUUUGUUGCCCAAGAAUGUGCCACUUUGUGAGGUAAUAUUUACAGUAAGAAGGAAUUCAUUCUGCACACUGCAAGAGCUGUUUUGUAGAAUGAAAAUGAACCUAGAUAUUGCUAUAGCUGGAUAAAUGGUGGUAAAAUGGCUCAUUACCAUUACUUGAUUUCUCUCAGAACUGUUAGUGUGAAUGUACACUGCUCAAAAAAAUUAAGGGAACACUUAAACAACACAAUGUAACUCCAAGUCAAUCACACUUCUGUGAAAUCAAACUGUCCACUUAGGAAGCAACACUGAUUGACAAUAAAUUUCACAUGCUGUUGUGCAAAUGGAAUAGACAACAGGUGGAAAUUAUAGGCAAUUAGCAAGACACCCCCAAUAAAGGACUGGUUUUGCAGGUGGUGACCACAGACCACUUCUCAGUUCCUAUGCUUCCUGGCUGAUGUUUUGGUCACUUUUGAAUUCUGGCGGUGCUUUCACUCUAGUGGUAGCAUGAGACAGAGUCUACAACCCACACAAGUGGCUCAGGUAGUGCAGCUCAUCCAGGAUGGCACAUCAAUGCGAGCUGUGGCAAGAAGGUUUGCUGUGUCUGUCAGCGUAGUGUCCAGAGCAUGGAGGCGCUACCAGGAGACAGGCCAGUACAUCAGGAGAUGUGGAGGAGGCCGUAGGAGGGCAACAACCCAGCAGCAGGACCGCUACCUCCGCCUUUGUGCAAGGAGGAGCAGGAGGAGCACUGCCAGAGCCCUGCAAAAUGACCUCCAGUAGGCCACAAAUGUGCAUGUGUCUGCUCAAACAGUCAGAAACAGACUCCAUGAGGGUGGUAUGAGGGCCCGACGUCCACAGGUGGGGGUUGUGCUUACAGCCCAACACUGUGCAGGACGUUUGGCAUUUGCCAGAGAACACCAAGAUUGGCAAAUUCGCCACUGGCGCCCUGUGCUCUUCACAGAUGAAAGCAGGUUCACACUGAGCACGUGACAGACGUGACAGAGUCUGGAGAUGCCGUGGAGAACAUUCUGCUGCCUGCAACAUCCUCCAGCAUGACCGGUUUGGCGGUGGGUCAGUCAUGGUGUGGGGUGGCAUUUCUUUGGGGGGCUGCACAGCCCUCCAUGUGCUCGCCAGAGGUAGCCUGACUGCCAUUAGGUACCGAGAUGAGAUCCUCAGACCCCUUGUGAGACCAUAUGCUGGUGCGGUUGGCCCUGGGUUCCUCCUAAUGCAAGACAAUGCUAGACCUCAUGUGGCUGGAGUGUGUCAGCAGUUCCUGCAAGAGGAAGGCAUUGAUGCUAUGGACUGGCCCGCCCGUUCCCCAGACGUGAAUCCAAUUGAGCACAUCUGGGACAUCAUGUCUCCCUCCAUCCACCAACGCCACGUUGCACCACAGACUGUCCAGCAGUUGGCGGAUGCUUUAGUCCAGGUCUGGGAGGAGAUCCCUCAGGAGACCAUCCGCCACCUCAUCAGGAGCAUGCCCAGGCAUUGUAGGGAGGUCAUACAGGCACGUGGAGGCCACACACACUACUGAGCCUCAUUUUGACUUGUUUUAAGGACAUUACAUCAAAGUUGGAUCAGCCUGUAGUGUGGUUUUCCACUUUAAUUUUGAGGGUGACUCCAAAUCCAGACCUCCAUGGAUUGAUAAAUUUGAUUUCCAUUGAUCAUUUUUGUGUGAUUUUGUUGUCAGCACAUUCAACUAUAUAAAGAAAAAAGUAUUUAAUAAGAUUAUUUCAUUCAUUCAGAUCUAGGAUGUGUUAUUUUAGUGUUCCCUUUAUUUUUAUGAGCAGUGUAUUUGAUCAGUUUGCUCUGAAGUAAUGCACCUAUAUUCUUCGAAGGUGGAACAUCAACAGAAGGGGAGUACUUUCAUUAAAUCCAGCUCCAACUGCACAUUGAGUCCUAGAGGAACAUAUGGUCUCUGCUGUGAGCUGGUGGCAAAUUCUAGGAUACAGCCAAAAGUAAGCAUGGCCAUCACACACAACCAUACAUUCCUAUAUGCACUAAGUGUACAAAACAUUAAGGACACUUGCUCUUUCCAUGAAAGACUGACCAGGUGCAUCUAGGUGAAAGCUAUGAUCCUUUAUUGAUGUCACUUGUUAAAUCCACUUCAAUCAGUGUAGAUGAAGGGGAGGAGACAGGUUAAAUAAUGAUUUUUAAGCCUUGAGACAAUUGAGAUAGAGGGUGAAUGGGCAAGACAAAAGUUUUAAGUGCCUUUUGAACGGGGUAUGGUAGUUGGUUUGUGUCAAGAACUGCAACACUGCUGGGUUUUUCACGCUCAACAGUUUACCGUGUGUAUCAAGAAUGGUCCACCACUCAAAGGACAUCCAGCCAAAUUGACACUACUGUGGGAAGUGGGGGUGUGACUCAAUAUUAGGAAGGUGUCCUUAAUGUUUUGUACACUCAGUGUAAGUAUUCCUUUGUAAUGUGCUAUUACUGGUUUGUGGUGUUGGGUUUGAUUAGUGGUUUUUAUGUGCAUAUACCUGACACCAUGAAGUUCCCACAGGAAAAAAAAGUUAAAUGUGCUUUAUGGCCAGCUACAUUUAUUUCUAGCUCUCUGUUUCUGUCUAUAUUUGGCUAAUGUUAUUUUUCAUUUUGUGUUUCAGAGUGGGCGGUUUGACUAUGACUAUAGCCCAAACUUCCACCCCACAUUUCAGGUGUUUUUGGACAGCAUUUCAGGUGCAGAGAACAUCAGACUGAGUCUUUUAGACAGAGGAAGUAACGACCAAAGAGUGUGGGAGUGUCUGGUUCCAGCAGGUUAGAUCAAAUGCCAGUUUGUUAUUAACCUGUACACCCCUCACCCCCUACUUAUUUAAACAGUAUACAACACACUGUACACCCCUCACCCCCUACUUAUUUAAACGGUAUACAACACACUGUACACCCCUCGCCCCCUACUUAUUUAAACUCUAUACAACACACUGUACACCCCUCCUUAUUUAAACUGUAUUCAACACACUGUACACUCCUCACCCCCUACUUAUUUAAACAGUAUACAACACACUGUACACUCCUCGCCCCCUACUUAUUUAAACUGUAUUCAACACAAGGGAUAAAAUACAUCUGAUUUGAUUUUCUUCUCCACAACUUCAGAUUUCGUACCACCUCAAGUCA
This is a messenger RNA of Coregonus sp. 'balchen', 46559 nucleotides long. NCBI's taxonomy places the organism in Eukaryota, Metazoa, Chordata, Actinopteri, Salmoniformes, Salmonidae. The record is from the annotation of a GenBank genome assembly.